Pocillopora meandrina is the source of this 49777-nucleotide messenger RNA. The record is from the annotation of a GenBank genome assembly. NCBI's taxonomy places the organism in Eukaryota, Metazoa, Cnidaria, Anthozoa, Scleractinia, Pocilloporidae.
AUGGAGAACGAAGCGGACGAGUCAAAUCCACUUGUACCCCACAAUUCCGCUGUUGAUUGCCGCUUGCACACAUCUGCGACAGGAAUCGCAGGUUUCUCACAAAGAAACCGUCGAGAUGACCUUGCAUGUCGACAAAAAAAACCCGUUAAAAGAACCAUUAAUGACGGAAGAGCUGCCAUAGAUUCCUUGAAGUCUCGACUUUACGACCGACCGGAAAACUCCGAAGUUUUUCGAGCAAUGUACCGACCUGUUCCGCCACCUUCAGUUCAGACAUCAACUCAGGUAAAGUAAGCUCAUAAUGAAUGCAGAGAAAUAGUUACCGGGUGGUUUACUCGGGGAGGAGUUGUUCUAAAAGAUAUUUUUUCCUGAUGAGAACGUUUCUGGGUUUCUGGAGACAAUAGCAAUUAUACUUGUCACUGAAUCCUAGCAAAUGAUAAUAUAAAACUUACAGUGUACGUAGGUGUCAUGGAAACACGGACGCUUUGAAAUCGCGCCCCAUGGUAUUUCAUGGUAUUUGUUGCCAAAAACAAUAGCUGCAAUUCUAACAAACCUUUGUUUCUAUUUUUAAAGAGGUCUGUUUAUACGUCCCAUCUGAAAUGUAAAGAUUUGUCACGGAGAAAGCUGAGUGUAUGAUGACAUUUUCACUACGGCCAUUCCCCACUAGUAACGCAAGUACUAGCGAAAGCUGUGUGCAUAUGAGCUCGUUAAAAUGGCCUUGAAAUGAGCCUGAGAAUUUAAGCUAGAGCAGACCAUCAAUGAUGAAUAGUUUUAUUGUUUUAAUUGUGUUAGAUUUUAAGAUUGUGCCAAGCCUCUUAGGUUGGGGAUUAUUUCUUUUCCCUCAUUAUCAUAAUGAAUGAUUUAGUAGUGUCCAUGAAAGGAGAGAUCAGAUUUUGGUCACUACUAGGCGAGGUAGGUGGCACAGCACAGAUAUGAAUGUUGAAAGAACAAAGAAACAAAUUUCACGGCUUUCACAAGCCAGUUCAAACAUUAUCCAAAUGACAUUCAACAAACCAGUGCAAAAAAUCUGCCUGACUAUGUCAGGAGAGCUCUAUCUCUUAACAUUUUUAGUCAAUGCUGGAUGAGGUCAAUUUGACUACCGGAGUUGAGUGUAAUUGUAACUUUUGUACGUAAUUCUAUAUAGAUACAUUUCCUCUUAGGAUUAUUAAUUUUUGUAUAUUUUUAUUUUUAUAUCUUCAUACAUUUUUAUUUUUAUUUCCUUUUAGUUUAUUUAUUUGUUUAUUCUCCAUCUUGAUAUGUACUGGAUUUAGAGUAAUUUGGCACGUUCACAUAGAAACAAGUCUUGUACUCAUCUGUGUAAGGAUGGAUAAAUAAAAUACCUACCUACCUGGCUACCUUAUGUUUUCUUGUAAUAUUUUGGGUAAGUUUUCAACAAAAAGCAGUUGGCUAAAAAAAUGUGAAAUAAAAGAAGAAAUUUGUCAGCAGCCAGUUUGUGUGGAAAACCUUGGAGAGGACUAAUUUUUUGUGCUUUUGAAUAUUUUACAGGGUUCACCUCAUCCACCUUCAAAAGGUGGCUCAAGGUCAGUGAUGGGUAACUAUAGAACCACAAUGUUCAGAAGAGAUUUCAACAGAUUACAAGCUCAGAGAAAUCAGGGUUUUCCUAAAGCACCUGUUCCAGUCACACAAGGAGCAGUGGAAUUUGAGCAAGGAAACCCCCAAAAGCCAGAGACAAAGUUAGACCCACAGAAUUUGACAACUGCAAAUGGUGCUGCCUUUUCAAGUCUAGAGGAAGAUGGUGCAGAUAACUUACAUCUGGAUCAGAGAAGUGAACUUUCUAACAGUGAAAGACCAGUUGAUCAGGUAUUUUUCCUCUUUGGAUUCAGAAGCUGGAAUUCUAUCCAGUGGGUCAGAAGUGUUCUUAAAACUGUUUGAUUUUUUGUGUAUAGUUUUGUAAGUUACAGAUGUUUGUGGCUACCCGCAGUAGACAAUUCUGGGGGUAUUAUCAGAAAUUUUACUCAGUCCAUUUUUGUGUGGUGAAAAUGCUUGACUGGUGGCUUGAAGUAGAAAAAGCUGGUUGUACCAAUAGAGAAUUUACUUGUGCCCAUUUUUGGCUGGAUUAAAGUGCUUGUGGCUAUUUAUAAUCAUUAUGGACAAUUGUAGGUAUAACAAUAGAGAAUUUACCUGUGUCCAUUUUUAUAAGCUGAAAAUGUUUGUGGACAAUUCUGGAAGACAGAACUGAUAAAGAAUUUAUUACUUGUUAACCUCUCCAGAUAUCAUCAGUCGGAUCCUUUGGUAAGGGUGAUGAUGAGUCAGACUCUGUGGCCUCAAGUAAAACUGCAAGUAGCAGGCCUUUCUCUCACAAAUCUCGGGCUUCAUCUGGAAAAUUGCACCCUCCUCCAUCUAGAAGUUUAAAACCAGACUUCAAUAGAAAUGAGGCAAAGCCCCUUUCACAGGGAAUACUAGGUGAUGAAGAAUUCAUCAACUGCCAUGUAUCAGAUGUGAUUGUUAAGCUGCGCCAGAGAUUAAAUAUGAGCACAGAUCUUGAUGCAAUUGCCAAUGGGGAAGAUCCAGAUGAAGAUGAAAACAAUAUCAAUCGAUUAUACAUCCAAGAAGAUGAUGGAAAAUUUGUAUAUUGUGUUCCAAAGAACAGAACUUUGAGAGCUGCACGAUAUAAUCCUUAUGACUUGGUUUGUGUGACAUCACAGGAAGCCCAGUCAAACCCACAGUAUUUUACUGUGACUGCUUCAGCUGUUACACUGGUGGGUGAACAUUAAAAGCUCAUGACCUUAUAAAUCAGACUGCUUCCUCUGCCAAAGUUUAUCCCCUGAUCCCCAAUAGAUAAGAACUAAAAAUUCAACAAAACAUUGAGAAAUUGAGGGCACUAGUUUUGAAUUUGGUACAAAAGUCGUGUAUAUCGUGGUUUGUACAUCUUAAAAAAAUUGAAUCUGAUCUUGUGAAAUUCAUCAUGAGUAACCCAUGUGAGUCUUCUCCAUUAUUAAAAUUAUUUUCCUCAUCACAUUCUACUUGAAUUCUUCGGCCUUUGGUUGUUGUUGUUGCUCUUUUUUUGCCAGAACAUAUUAUUCUGACAUGUAUGAUUUUAUUCUGCAUGAGACCAGUUUUUCUAGUGCACAAAUCAUACUUACUAAAAAUGUAUUGAUUUAACAAGCUGAUCUAUAAUAUUAUUAUCUACUCUUGGGAGUCCUCUUGCACACACAAUUCCAAACAUCUUCAAGAAUUUACCAGCUUUGUUCACAUAGACAUUUGUGUCUUAGCAGUAUGCAGAAAGUUUGUCACCGUAGACCUAAAUAAAUGCCAAUCCUACUGUGAGUCUCACAGUGGUAGAGCAUCUAAAGUACCAAUCUGAAUAACGUUGUCUUUCACAUUUUCAUAAUGCAUUGAUGGUCAUUACAUGUUAUUCAUUAUUUGCUUUUAGAUCAGAGAAGGGUUUGAUUCUGAACUUACUCCAUUAAAGAGGUGGCUUUAUGAGAAGAAAAUAUUUAGUAUAAUAUUUGGUUUUCCAACCUUCACCAAGUUUAGGCAAGUAUUGUGGCUCUUCUGUAGACCUUUUCAUAAAAUAAAUGUAAAAAAAAAUGUAUUUAUGAUCAUUUAUGAUUUGAUACUCACAAGCAAAAUAAAACAAAAAAGGAAAGGGAAAGAUGACCGUUUCUUUACCGCUGAGGAGUAUGUUCUAUCCUUUGGGGAGAAUGUGUUCUGGAAAUUACUUUUGUGAGCUUGGCUGUACAUGUGUAAGAUUUCAUUCUAGAGUGUGGUAAUACUUACAGUGUAUUUGUUGCUAAGGGCUGGGUUGUUCAAAGCUGGGUUAAGAUGACCUAUAGUUAGUCUGAACUCUGAUUUGCAAUCUGAAAGCCUUAAGAGAAAAUUCAGUAUAAUUCUUUUUGUCAACAAUCUGGUGAUUGGAUGCUCCAUAUAGAAUUGCGAAAAUGAUCCCAAAAAGGCUAUCAAACAAAGGAGCAAAGAAACCCAUAUUAAAAUUUAACCCUGGGUUAGCACUAAUUGGCCUUUGAACAACUGGGCCCUUGUCUUUACAUGAACCAAGUGGUAUUUAUCCUGAGGUUUCAUAGUAUGAAAUGAUUAGGAGUAUUAAUUACGACUCCCCCCUGGAUGGGAUGUCAGUUCAUUUCAAGGUUACCCCCCAGCAUUUUAUUGGGCUUCAUUAAUACUCCUGGGUGAAGAGAGGCACUGUGAAGUUAAAGUGUUUUUCCUGAGAAUACAACACAAUGACUAGGCCAGGUCUUGAACCUGGCUCUCUUCUAGUUAGCGCACUUAGCAUUAGGCCUCUGUGUCUCUGAUGGAUUUGUUGCGAACCUCUCUUUUAAUUUCCCUCAAAAAUAAACAUUUCACUUAUAAUCAUAAGGUGCUUCGUUCAAAUGUGAAUUUUAAUUUUUUAAACCACCAGAUUGUAUCAUUAUUCUUAUCAUGUGCUUCACAAUAAAAACUAAAGGUGUUUGAUCAUUUUGCAGAUUGUGGAAAGGUUAUAUGUGUUGGAGGAACAAUGUCAGAUUUCAGAAAAAUUGUAGCAGUAGGUUAGUUUAUAUUUUGCCUCUUUAUCCCAGCCAAUUUCCUGCUUACCACAAACUUUCAUUACUGCUAGUGCUAUGGGGUCAUGAAUUUUCAGUGACAUCAUUAUUCUCUAGAACUAAAAGCUCUUUAACCCUAUAACCCCUGAGAGUGAAUAGCAUCUAAUUUCUCCUUACAAUAUCACCCUUAAAUCACACACGUAGGUCACAGGAAAAUGUGAUUGAGCACAGAAUAGAGAAUAAUUAUGCAUACUGAUGUUAGGGCGUAAAGGAUUAAACUGUCUAAAGAUGUUUAUUUGCUGUAAACUGUUUCAAACUUAACCUUUUAAUCUCUAAGAGUGAGUAGCAUCUAAUAUCUCCCUACAAUAUCACCCCUGAAAUCAGGCCCACACAUAUGGGGCAAGAUUAGCCAGGAAAUACGCAUUAAGACCAGUCUUCAGGCGUUCAGGAAAGGGGUGCAUGCUCUUAAUGUACUUGGCUUGCUGGACAGUACAUGUGGCUGCUGUGCGUGCUCAUCUUAGAUUGGUGGAUAUGCAUAGUGGCUUCUGCUGUCUGGCUGCCUUGUGUAUUGGGGGUGUGCUCCACUAUCUUCUAUUUAAUUUGUCUAAUUUAAAUUAUCUAGACUGUUUAACUUUUUUAAUUUUAUAUUCAUGUUUCGACUGCUGCUUAUAUGUUUGCCCUAUAUUGUCUGUUUGCUUGUUUGUUCUAUUUGAUUGUAAAAAUUUUAUAUAUUGAUGUCAUUUUGUAUAUUGAUGAUAUUUUAAGACUAUAUUUUUAAUGUUUUUACAUAUACUUACAUUGUAUUCAUUUUAUUUUUUAUAGUGUCCACAAUUAGCUUUUAGCUAAAUACCUUGACACUUUAAUAAAGUUUAUGUAUGUAUGUAUGUAUGUAAAGUAUGUAUCAAACAUUCAUGUAAUGAGAACAAAGGAAAUAGUUACCAACUAGAGAAGCUCUGCAUUAUGAAACAAAUUCUUCUCAUCAGUACUUUUGGAAAAUUUAAUGUAUAGAGAACAGUAUGGAGAAUAUGCAUACUGAUGUUUGGGUGUAAAGGUUAAAGUAAAUGACAUCUUAUGUUUUCAGAUCUGAGGUUGUCAGUUCACUUUUUUCGGCAACAAAAGCCUCACAACAAGCUAUACUCCUUGUAAGAGCUCUCUGUGAGAAAGCCUGCAGCAGUAUAACAGGAGUGGGAGAAGGAGAGGAUGGAAUUUGUCUCCUACACAUUGAUCCUCAGACAACCUUUACUCUGAAGGAAUUUGUGGAUGCACAGACAAGACAAGCACAAGACGCCACGGAAAAGCUAACUGCCUUGAGGGUAAAAGUACUGGAGAUUGUCAAAGAGGCCUGUGAGGUAGGAUUAAAUCAGGAAUGUGAGAAACAAUAUAAACUUAGUUCUGAAAAGCUUCAGGUGACCUUGCAGCUGAGUUUGUUCAAAGGGGAAGUACCUGGAUGGUGGGCCAAGGCUGGAUACAGAGUGAAUAAAUGUGGACUGGAACACUGUGUUGUGUUCCUGAGGAAGAGGAUGAGGAAUAGGCUUUACUCUCCCAAUGGCUCUCUCCACCCUGUAGUUAAAAUGAGUGCCAGUGAACUGUCAUGUAAACAUUAUGAGAUGGAGGGGGACAACCUUUGGUGGACUGGCAUCCUAUCCAGGGGGGUGUAGCAGUACUCCCAGACCUUCCUUUCACAAAUCUUGGGCUUCCUUGCAUCCUCUUCCACCUGGGAAUCUAAAACCAGACUUCAGUGUGAUUAGUCCAUAGGGAAUACUAAGUGAUGAGGAAUGCUGCAGAAACCAUUUUGUUUGCCAACCCAAGUAAGCUCUGGGAGUGUGGGCUACCUAACUGAUAUAGAGACUUGACAAACCAUUCAUGGCAGUGUUAGAGCAUAGACUUUGUUAGAGCAUUAACCCUUUACACCCUAACAUCAGCAUGCAUCUUCUCCAUACUAGUCUCUAUACAUUUCCCAAGAUGCUGGUGAGGAGAAUUUGUUUAACAAUCAAGAGCUUCUUUAGUUGGUGAUCAUUAGAUUUUAGAAACUACAGAACCCAGUGACAGGCACUCAAUGACUUUUUUAAAAGCACAAUUUUAUCAUAAUUGUUUUAUUUCAGAAAAUUACGGAAGAAGAAGGACUAACAGAAUGGGUUCACCCAGAAAGAAAAAGGGAACAAAAGAAGAAAAAAAAGGAAGACAACCCUGAAGGCAAGAAAAAGAAAGGUAACGAGAAAGAAAAAGUGAGCUAUAGGAACUGUUUUUUCUUUAUCUCUGUCAUUAACCCUUUAGCUCCCAAGAUCUGAUUGUUAAUUCUCCCCUCUUACUGCUACACUUUUCCUCGUAAAUUAGUUACAGGAAUUUGGUGUCAGAUCAAGAUAAAAAUUUCUACCGAUAAGUUUGAAUAUUCUCAUUACCUGUUUGCUGGAUAAUGUAAGGAUAUUAAGGGAGGAGGUUCAUGUUGAUUGCAUCUGGAAGUUUAGAAAUUGUGACACUGAACGAGUUUUGGGAUCCUCAAAAGUAUUGGUAACUUUACCUUUGUUGCUCUUUUGUAUUUCAGGCAAGGUUAGGUAUGGACCUUCCUUCACUCAGAUGUCUCAAUGGAGAGGAGUCCUCCAUCGUUUGACUUGUUUCAUCAGAAUGAUUGACUUUCUGGUGAUGGAGCUCUUAAGGAGGCUUGUACUAACUGCAUUAAGGACAUUCUUAGCACAAGUUAAAGCUGCAUCUAUGCUGGGUAGGUACUUACAUGUAAAUAGGUUCAGUAGGGUGAAAGUAGUCUUGAAAAGGGCUGUUGUCACUUGUGGUGAAUGACAUUUUGAAAAACCUUAUGAGGAGUUAAUAUCAUCAAAGUCAAGUGACGUGUAUCUGAAAGUCAAAGUCAAGUGACAUAUAUCUGAUAAUGACUUCUGCAAAGGUUCUCAAAUCUGCAGUGACCGUAAUUACUGUCAACAGCAGUCCUUGACAUGAAUGCCCUGACUGGGAUGAGCAGACUAUGUGAUAUGGUCUGUCUCCAAAGAAAACAUCCUCAAUUUGGCUUUGCCACCAAGAUGAGGAGCAGAAUAUUAAUACAGUAGACUAAGUGAUUGUAUAGAUCUUUAUCAGUUUUCACAGUCAAAUAAAGCCAGUGAUUUUCCAAUUGUGUGGCUUUUCCCUAUCAGGCAUGUAACAUGGAGAGGAAUUUUAUGUUAAGAGCCACCAUUAGAACCCACUUGCACAAAUUUUAAUUGUAAUAUAUAAUAAGAUUACAACUCAUACAGCAGUUAUAGCAACCCUUUAAGUGCUUUUCAUUCUGAAAGAGAGAACAAAUAUUCAAAUGAACAAGAAGUGCUUUAAAGUCCCAACUGGUAGGAGGCAGACCAGUUGGUGGCUGAGAGCAAAUCCAGUGUAUAGCAAGGUAGAGGAGUUGAAUCCAGGACACCAGAUUUCAAGUCCAGUGCCCUAACCACUUGGCCAUGCCAUAAUGGAGGGGGAAGUUUCAAUUAAGCAAGUCGUUUCAGACGUGUCAUCUCUGAAGUGAUUUUACAUGGUUGCCACAGGUCAGGAAAUAGUCAGGGAAAAAAAAAAUUCUUCAAGGUCAUUUCACUUUGAGUCUUUGAAAAAAGUCAGGGAAAAGAUUUUAGUGACCCCAUCCCCUGUGAGCUGUCAUUCAUCUUGUUUGGCCUGAUUUAACUUUCUGUGAUGUUGCACCCAUGUAUAUUGUUUAGUACAGUUUUAAAUUAUUCUUGUAAUGCAAGAAAGUUGGCUCUGAAUGAAAUCACACACUUUCUUUUUCCUCUGUUUUCAUUGUUUUCUAACAUUUCAAAUUCUUUGGUACAUUUCAGUUCAUGUUGGAUUAGUAAAUAUUGUUUUUUAAUUGAACGACAAGCUGAUGUUAGGUUUCCAAGAAAAUCAAUCCUUUUUCCAUGUUACGUUCUAUCAAUUUAAAUGGUCUUGCUGAAAGCAUUAAUAAAACUUUUGGAGGCCAAAAUUUACAGUUGGUCAGAUUUGUCAGGGCAGGGAAAAGUCAGGGAAUUUCAAACAUAUGGCUGUUGUUUUAGUGAAUGGACCAUUAGUUAUGAUUUCACACUAGCACCCUGAAGGCCUUUGUUAUUCUAUGUGGCUCUGUGUGGUCCGAAAUUUGUCUUGAAACAGUUCAUUAUUAAAUGUCGUGUUUUGAUAAUAGCUACAAUCUUGUAAAUGGAAAUUUCAAACUUUGCAAAAUUUACUGAUGCAGUACAUGGUUGACAAUGGACCUUUAAGGACACUCCCACUUUUUUGUGCAAGUUUCAAAGUAGACAAAAAUUGAUGUAGGAAGAUGCAUGCAGGUAGAAGUUUGAAGAGCUUUACUCUGACUUUUUUACCAUGGACCAAAGUCAAUAGCAGUUGUGUGCAUUGUGUUCAAUACCACAUAGGAUCCAUUGUGCACCUGAGUCUUAUGGAACCCACCCUUGAAAAUGAGGAGAAGAAAAACAGUGUGAAACUUGACGCAGAUGACGAGGAAGAUAAAAAAGCUGUUCCACUUCUGCUUGUGGAGCUGGUUUUGAAUGUCCCUCCCACUGAGGAAGGAGGAGGUAUGCUUGCAAUAACGUAAAAACCAUGAUCCUAAUCUUUUAAACUGUUACAUCAGUAUGCAUAUUCUCCAUACUGUUCUCUAUACUAAUAUUUCCUAAGGUGCUGACAAGGAGAAUUUAUUGAAUGAUCAAGAGCUUCUUUAAUUGGUGAUCAUUUCCUUUAUUCUCAUGACCUUAAUGUUUGAUUUAGGGGUGAUAUUGUAAGGAGAAAUUAGAUGCUGGUCAAUCUUAGGGGUCAAAGAGUUAAUUGUUACCAUUCAGUAUCCAUGUUCUCCAUUCACUUCUCUAUACAUUUCCUAUGGUUCUGAUGAGGAGAAUUUGUUUGAAAAUCAGGAGCUUCUUGAAUGUGAUCAUUUAUCUUAUUCUCUUGACCUUUAUGCUUGAUUCAAGGGUGAUAUUGUUAGGAGAAAAUAGAUGCAAAUCACUUUAAGGGGUCAAAGGGAUGAAGGUCUAGAAAAUUGAACACCGAACAUAGUACUGUAGCUUGUACCAGGCUCUCCGAGAGGCAAGACGAGCGAAAUGGUAGGCGUGCGAAAAACGGCGCUCGCGAAAUAAGCGGAGAAACGCGACCGGUGCAUCCGUUUGCCUGUCAUUUUUUCCCGCUCUUUUUUUCCUUAUCUCCAUUACUGAGAGCCACGCACUAGUUGCAGACACAACUCCAUGGUGUUGUACACAAUAUAGAGACUGAAUCACCGAUGCAAAUGCGUAUACUUUGGUUUUCAGUUGACAGAAAGACCGUCACAUUUGAUGUUCAAUCUGCCCAAAGAUCACGGACAGAAGGGAAAUCCACACCUUACACUGGUGAUGGAACAUCAUUUGCUGAUGACACCAUGACUGUCACAUCCGGAAAAGAUCCUUCAAUUGUGUCAACUGGCACUCGAACCUCUAUGACGUCAAAGUCUUUUGUUUCUCUCAGACCAACAGAACAGGUAAAUAAAGCCACAAACGUGACAUGAGUUUGUUCCGGAAACCCAGGGGAAAUUAAUGUUUGUACAAGUUAGCGCGAAGUUCGGUGAAGUUAACGAAGAUUCGAUCAACGGAGGUAGACUUUUAAGAAUGCUGACAAUCGCCUUUAACUAUUAGGACGAGUUCAGCUUUGACCAAGAGAUUUCUUCGGCCUUCGAAAUCCAAGGUUUCAGCGAAUUGCUUCAAAAUUCAUUGGGCUUUAUCGCACUUUUUAUGAGCAAAACAGUUAGCACAGCUAACUCAGCCCUUCCCUGAUUUAAACUAACGGGUCGGUAUGUCUUUUUAUUUUUUUAAGAUCUCUCCUCAUUGGCAGUUAAUUUUCUUGAGUCCCCCAUUUAUACUCUGUUGGCGACAACUGUCCCCCCCUAAAAACCAUGUGAUCCCCCAAAAAAAAAUCCUCCACACCUUCCCCCCCUCCCAAUAAUGACCUGGCUCCCAGGACUCCCAGGUGUUAAAUUUCACGCAACCUUACGAAUUACUCUCGUAUAAAUUCUUCUCAGGAAUUUGAGAUUGCUCUCCUCGACAUUAUAUGUGGCUUUGAACAAACUGCAGCUUCAUUCAAAAGUUUGGUCCAUGAUCCACAAUUGUCGGUCUAUGUCAAUCCACCAGCAAGUGACGUAGUAUAUGCUUUGUCACGUGAUGUGUAUGAGGAGGAAAAGGCGAAGAAGAUUCCGUGGCCAGAUUCAGAGCUGCUGUUUGGCCAAGAUCCUGAUUAUCAGAAUGACGUUGGCCAAAUAUUUCAUCAGAUCAAGGAUGAAGUGGAUAACGUACUCAGUUUUUCAAAGGUGAUACUCCAUGGGAAUGCAGAUAGAGAGGGCUGCGAGUGUAAUAUUUAACUUGCUAAUCGCGGAUUGAAUGCAGCGUUGGGCAUGCGCGCGGGGGUCAAUUCUGGCCAGCCGUGCGCGCAAUUUCCCGCGCGAAAUUUCAAAGGAAAACCGAAGAAAUCACCCCUGUCACGUAAAAAAUUGCAUGAAAGUUGAAUGUUCAAAGGAUGCAAAAGUUGAGAAAAGGACGACUUGAGACUUUUCUAACUCAAAGCUUAUUUUUGAAUUACGCUCAUCCUUUUGAUUUACCAUUUUGGUUUAGUUUGGGAUGCGCAUUAAUGUGCUAAUAUUACUCAUUAAGAAGGAAAGAUUAUACAAUAACACCGCUUUACAGUUAAACGCUAACUUAACCUAAGAAAGUACUAGAUAUAAAUGAAAAUAGAUGAGUUUUGAAAACUGGUCCUGUACGGUUAAAUCCAGCCUCGCGCAUAAUGUUCUCCAGGUCAGUGUGUUAAAGCAAAACAUGAACCCAAAAAAGACCUAACCUUGUCAAUUUUUUUUGUAUUUGUUGCUUAUCAGAGAUAUAAGAGAUUUUGUGUCAUGGUAGACAAGUCGCGGAGGGUGGAUGUCGAUGGCUCCCUUAAAGAAAGAGAGUGGAACACUGAAGAGUUCUAUGCUGUUCUCAAUCAGCACACGGAAGAGGUUAGACAGUUCGUCUAAAAUAAUUUCGAGAAUAAAGUAGAUUGUUCUAGGCAGGCAGUUUAUGAAGAAUAUUGGAAAAAUUUAAAAAAAAAAAAAAAAAAAAAAAAAACGGGGGAAGUAAGGACAGCGUCGUUCCGCCUCAGACCCUUGCAAAUUUGUUGCUCGCCUCCAGACUCUGGUCGUUCGAAGGUUGGAUAAAACUAUCCACUGGAUGGUCGCUACCCGGUGGAUCUUGCAGUAAGUUUUUUUCUCAUGAACCUGAACGUUUGAUUCAGCAGUGUUACUGUAGGAGAAAUAAGAUGUUAGUCGCUCCCAGGGGCGAGACUAAACAACAUCUGCGAGGGACAACAAAGCCAUUGACGUGUCUCGGUCUAUCGUUGCAAUUCUAACACGAUUUCUUAAAUGUAACGGAUUUUGUACGUGUAUUAUCGAUUUUGUUUUUAUUAUUUCAGGUUCUUGAGAUGUCCAAGAUGGUGUUGCACAAAAGAGUUGGACUGUUUCAUGUGGAAAUAACUGGCUUUCAAAGCGACUGUCUUCCUUACCCUCAGAAGGUUCUUGAAGCAGUGGCUUGCCACCUUCCUGUCAUUGCGGCCAAACGAAAUGAUGUCCUGCUGAAUGUAAUCAAGGUGCGGUGUUUUUUUCUUCCCUGCAGUCUUAUUUAAGGAACGCACUGCAAAAGUAAUCUUUAUAGAACUUAGUCGAGAAACAAUUGCAGACUACAACUUACUUUUCUUUUUCCUCAGCACGCUUCAAGAAAGCUCGAUAAAAUGCCAGAGACUGUAGAAGCCUUUGUGGAACACCUUAUCUUCUUGUCGCGAAUGGCCAAUGAGAUCUCCUCUUUGGAGCAUGAAUAUCACAUCGUAACACGCAUGUACAGCAUCGCACGGAACUUUGAGAUGACGAUAUCAGCGGAAGAGCUUGCUCUGUAUCAGAUGCUCAUGCCGAGUUUUCAACAUUUGAAGGUAAUGACCAGUUUGAUUACAAAUCUACAUCUAUUGUAAUUUCGCGGAGCGGGGAUGGCGCAUCGGUGGAAGUAUUCGCCUCUUACGGCUGUGGCCUACGUUCGAUUCGCAGACUUAGCGUCAUAUUUGGGUUGAGUUUUUAGUUGGUUCUCGUCCUCGCUCCAAAAGGUUUUUCUCCGGUCCUCCAGUUUUCCUCUCACCACAAAAACCAACAUUCCAAAUUCCAAUUCGACUUGGAAACAGCAGGCAAGAAGAGCCACCUAGUGGAAUGUCCACUGCUAAGUUUCCUCUAUUAUUUUGAUAGCCAAAUAGAGAUAAGUGUCUUGAUUUGUAGAGAUACUUCCUUAUUUUCUCUUCAUUCAAUUUCUGAUUCUUUAAAUAUCGUUCUUGUAGUCAACCAUUAUGUACUGUGAGGCAAAGAAGGAUGAAAACAUCCAGAGAUACAGUAGAGCUCUUGAUGAACUGAUCAACACAGUUCGACGUGAACUGGUUGUCAUUAAAAACAAGGUCUGUUCUCCUGUCUUACUUGAUGCUGACAAUAUUCCUCAAGUCGCCACAGAAAAGUUGAAACUUUUGAAAGAAGACCUGACUAACUUGUCAACCAAGGCUCGUAACUAUGCCACAUAUCAGGAACGUUUUGGAAGUUCUAUGUCGUCUUCUUUACAAAAGAAGGCUUUGACCGAGUAAGUUUCGUUCUUUCUACAUUUUGACCGGUGUAAAAGAUGUCCUCUAUCAUGGAAAUACACAGUGAAGGAAAGGACCAUUUCCCGUCAGCUUGCACGCGGUAGUACGCACUUACAACAGCGGUGUUAAGAAAAGCAUCGUUUGAAAAAUGAACGAAAAUUUACCGCGUGAUUUUCACGAGUGGUUCGACGUGUGUAUAUUGCCCUAAAUGGCAUCAGAUCACCUCUUAACCCUUUACACCCUAACCGAAGUAUUCAUCUUCUCCAUACUGGUCUCUGUACAUUUCCCAAGGUGCUGACAAGGAUAAUUUGUUUAACAAUCAAGAGCUUCGUCGGCUGGUGAUCAUUUCCUCUGUUCUUCUGACCUUAAUGUUUGAUUGAGUGGUGAUACUUUAAGGAGAAAUUAGAUGCUAGUCACUCUUAAAGGUCAAUGGAUUAAACAGAAAAUGUUAAAGUGCCGUAGACAAAAGUUUGUUAAUGGGGUUUCGUUCUGAGACUAAAAGUGACGACUCACUAAAAGAAAGACAAACCGAAGUUUUGACCCUUUGUGUUAACGCACCCUGCCUUCAUUGCCACCAGGGGUGAUAGCUUUUUCUCUUUUCGUGUCUUUUUCAGGGGAGCCAUGACCACCAUGACAGGCCACUCAAGUCCCCAGGCCACUUCUCUGCAGUCUGAGGUGAUAGAAGUUGAGAAGGACUUGACUCUAAGGUGCCUUUUAUGGGAGUCCUUGCAGGAGUGGCAGGGACUGGUCGACCAGUGGGAGGCCACACCAUUUGAGACCCUGAAGAUCGACGAAGUACAGCAUGACGUCACAAGGUUUAUACAGACUGUGUUCUUACUGGAAAAAGGUAGAACGACUAGAACUCUCUUUGGGCUUCAUUUUUGGUUGUUUUUCUAAGGUUUGGAAGAAUUCUCAAAAGAUAUAUUAUUUGUGGAAAGGCCUGGCUAGAAAAUUCAAAUGUGUUAUCGGCUGAACGCUUUCUAGUGAGUGUUUUGGAGCCAUAAUCACUGUAGCCAAUCAGAGCAGAGAGAAAUUUCCCAAGGGCAUAACUAAAACGCAUGGUUGAAACACGCAACCGGCGUCAAGCGUGGGAAAACGCUUCCCACCCGGUCGUGAUUGGCUGUAGUGCUGCGUUUGAUUGGUUAAGAAGGGUUUCUGGACCAAUCAUAGAUCGAAGUUACGGGGACCAAUGCAAUCCAGGAUUACUUUCGACACCAUGUAAAACUGCUCUGAAGUAUUAACCCUUAACACCCUAACAUCGGUAUGCAUAUUCUCCACACCGUUCUCUAUAUGUUCUCUAUAUGUUUCCCAAGGUGCUCAUAAGGAGAAUUUGUUCAACAAUCAAGAGCUUCUUUAGUUGGUGAUCAUUUCCUUUAUUCUCAUGACCUUUAUGUUUGAUUAAGGGCUGAUUUCGUAAGGAGAAAUUUGAUGCUAAUCACUCUCAGGGAUUAAAGGGUUAAGUGCGAUAGAACUCCUAUGAAGUUCUUUUAAAUGUACUUCCAAUCACAGGUCUUCCACCAAACAAAGUUGUACCGAGAUUGAAACAAAAGGUGGUGAGCUUUAAACAAGGCAUGCCAGUAAUUACAAGUCUCAGAAAUCCUGCGCUGAGAACCAGACACUGGGAAGCUAUCCAAAAUGUUAUUGGAACACGUAUCGUUCGUGACAAAUAUUUCACUUUAGGACACCUACUACAACUCAAGGUAACUGUUUGUCAUACACCUAGAGUAUCAUAAGUUAUUCUCAACACUAACAGAUAAUGGGCUCACCGAGUUACUCUUAAAGUACACCGUAAAAACAGUGAAAAUUUAAUGGAUUUUAGAGCGCCUGUUGUUUGACUGUAUAAAAACUAAAAUAAAAGUUAUCUCAACGACCAAUCAGAAGGAAAAAAAUACCUUUAAAAGACAAACUACCUAAAGCUUGGGCAAACGCGGGCAACCAAGUUGUGAUUGGUAGUAGUUUUGCAUCUGAUUGGUUGAGAAAGUGGCGCGUGUUUUUUAGACCAAUCACAGAGCGGAGUAAAUGAAAACCAAUGCAAUUUCGGAUUACUUUCGCCACGCGAUUGAAAUUUGCUCUCUUGAUCAAUAAAAACGUGGUUGGUUAUUACUUUCAGGUGUUUCAACACAGGGAGAAGAUUUCGGACAUAUCUUCGCAGGCAAGUAACGAAGCAACGCUGGAACAAAUGUUGCAAAAGGUAAACAGGACUGUUGAUAUGUAAUAAUAAUUAAUAAUUCAUUAAUAAUUAAUAGUAGGACUAAGUGGAGUCCAAUUCGGUCUGUAAUCAUACAAGUGAUUAACAAAAUCGGACGAACUCGAAGCGGGAGUCCGAUUUGUUUAUCAUGAGUAUGAUUACAAACAGAAUUGGACGACACGAAGUCCUGUAAACGAUUCAUCAUAACCAUUACAAUUUCCGAAAAAAAAAAUCUAGAACAAAUAUCUCCAGUGGAGACAAUGUCUAAAUUUUAAAAUUUCGGCAUUUUGGAAAUUUCCCAGUUUCUUCCAGGAUAAAUGGUUGUUGCUAUGGUUAUCGUGAUCAAUUCUGUGAUUGGUGGAUUUAGCUGAGUGGACUUAGCAGGAUUGCUUUAAAUGUCCGACUACAGGUGUCCGAUUACAGCCAAAUGUCCGAUUACACUGUCCGAUAUAAAGCAGUUAGUGCAUCAAUUACAUUUGAGGAAAUUGUAAUGGUUAUGAUUAUCGGUAAUCAUGGAUGCCAUAUUUUUUGGUUUUCAUUUAAGGCAGGAUUAGUUACUGUCAUUCGGACAGAAACUCACCAGGAAAUGAGUACGAUUCAAAAUGGCAAGCUAGGAUACGAACAAAUUUCAGUGUAUGAAAGCUCAUGAAUGGGAGGUGUUAUCUUCUUUAGCGGUUGUUUGAUUACAGUGUUCGUAACUGCCUCUCUUCCAGGUGAUGGACUAUUGGAACCACACAGACUUCCAGCUGUCUGCCCACGUAAGCCGUGACAUUGCUAUUAUCACAGGUGCUGAUGAUAUUAUAACAGCUGUAGAGGAGAGCCAGGUCACGCUUUCUAACAUCAGAGGGUCACGUUUUGUCACGCCAAUCAAGGUAUUGUAAGGUUGAUAAAAUGUCAACCAGUUACGCUGAAUAAUCAUUUAAACCCUAACAGUGAGUAGCAUCAAAUUUCUCCCCAUAAUAUCACCCCUGAAUCACACGUUAAGGUCAUGAAAAUAAAGGAAAUGAUCUCCAUUGAAAGAAGCUCUUGAUUGGUGUACAAAUUCUCCUUUUCAGCACCUUAGGAAAUGUAUAAAGAGUAGUAUGGAGAAUAUGCAUACUGAUAUUAGGAUGUAAAGGAAUAAGGAACGAUUCAUUUAGUACGACUGUCAAAAGGCCGACGAGAAGUCUAUAGAGCGCUUAUUCAACCAGUCAUGCAGCUCCUAACCCUUUGCACCCUAGCAUCAGUAUGUAUAUUCUUCAUACUAUGCUUCACUCAUUUUCUAAGGUGCAGACAGGGAGAAUUUGUUUAACAAUCAAUAGCUUAUUUAGUUAAUGAUCAUUUCCUUUCUUCUCGUGAACUAGUGUUUCGUUCAGGGGUGACAUUGUAAAGAGAAAUUAGGUGCUGGUCACUCCAAGGGUUCAGGAAUUUCUUGUGGCUCCAGAAGGAACCUGAACAUUGUUGGUAAAGGAUGAAUGUGUUACUUGUGUCUUUUUUGAAAUAUUCGUAGGCUUUGGUUGAAGAAUGGGACAGAAAAUUGAAACUGUUUGCCAGCACAUUGGAUGAAUGGCUUCUCUGUCAGCGGAACUGGCUCUAUCUAGAGACAAUCUUUUCAGCGGCUGACAUUCAAAGGUGGGAAAAUUGUCUUCUAGACCGCUUUUCGAUUUUUGCGAAAGUGGAAGAAUGCAUUUCGACAUACCGUAACUUUCAACUACAAUGUGAUCAAAGAGGUGAAGAGGAAGGACAUUUUUGAAAAAAAAAUAGAUUAAUGUUUUGGCUUGAAAGACAAAAACAUUUUUGAAGUAAAACCAAUUUGCUAAGUCAUAGUCCAAAUGCUUUUUUAUUUUGACAGGCAACUGCCAAAUGAAGCCCGCCUGUUUGCCCAAGUAGACAAAUCAUGGAAAGACAUUAUGAGAAGAACUACUGAUAAACCGAAUGCUUUGAGGGCUUCAACAGCUGCAGGUGACAAUCAUUGUUAAAAAAAAAAGACAAAAAGACACUUUUGAUCCCAUGUUAGAUUGGCCAGGGAGCUUUUUUUCAGGACUGGUCAUGCCUAAACGAUGUACGGAUCGUCACACCAGGAAGGAGCGUUGCAUGACGAUUCAAAUAAUACCAUGUAUGAGAAGUGUCACGACAUUUAAACCAUUGUGCAUGUGAUGAUGAUAAUCUGUUCAUAUUUUGUGAAUGAGAAAUUUUUGGAAAUUUACUGGCCUCUUGGUAGUCGGGUUGCAUCAUGGACCAUGACCAUGAAAUUUUGCUUUUUUGAGAGAGGUUGGCAGGAUAUGGAAUAGAAUUGAAUCGAAGUACAUAUACGGUUGCGGGUAGGAGAGCGGGAUCGAAGAUCAGAAGCAGGAAUCCUCAUACUCAAAUUUCACAAGAACGCAUGACCCAUUCCACCCUAAUAAAAACGACAAAAUAACAAAUUAUAACUUCCCACUCAAUAUAAAAGCUAUCAUGUGACUAAUCAUGUGACUAAUCAUGUGAUAGUCUUAACUUAUACAUGUACAUUUGCAUUUUGGCCACUGUUAGGUGUGUUGGAGGUAUUGCAAGCAAGUAACUCUCACUUAGAGAAAAUUCACAGAUGUUUAGAGGUGAAUUUCCAUAGUAGAUUUAAUAAAAACAUUAUAACUCUUAAAUAAUCCAUCGGUGAGAAUACCGGUGAUAUUCUUAUGGCCAACAAUUCACAUUAGAUAGUAAUCAGAAGCUCGAAAAGACUCGAGUAGGGAUUUUUUUAUUUGACACCAAAUUACCAGGUUUAUAAUCAUAAGACAUGUAUGGCAAACCGAGUGGAGAGAAUUUAGAUUUAGUCCUUGGAGGUUGAAGCGUUGUAAAAGACGACUUCUUUUUUGUUAUUUUUACGAAUUGGGAGCUUAGUCGUCUCCCAUAAGAGCUCUUGAGACUUUCGUGUGCUUUAAAGAUGUUUCGCUGUAUUUGUGUUUAUUAUUUGUACGUAAUGUUUCUGGUUUUUUUUUAAUGUUAAGGACUACCUUGAAACAAAGAGACUGGUGUUUGCGAGAUUUUACUUCCUUAGCAAUGAAGACUUGCUUGACAUUUUGGCCAAUAGCAAGAACCCCAAUGCUGUUCAGGUGUGUAAACUAUCAUAUACAUAGACAAAUCCUUUGUUUUCCCCAGGAACCGAAGAAGGGUUUUCAGUAAGAAUCAGAGUAGGUGAUAAAGUUUAGGAAUGAGCUUUGGGGGGUGGGGGGUGGUCAGGGAGUUCUCCAAGUGAUAAUUUUAAAAGUUUUGACCCUCUUAACCCUUUACACCCUAACAUCAGUAUGCAUAUUCUCCAUACUACUCCCUAGACAUUUCCCAGGGUUCUUACGAGGAGAAUUUGUUGAACAAUCAAGAGCUUCCCAGUUUAGUUGGUGAUCAUUUCCUUUAUUCUCAUGACCUUAAUGUUUGAUUCAGGGGUGAUUUUGUAAGGAGAAAUUAGAUGUUAGUCACUCUUAGGGGUUAAAGGAUUAAACAUAUUCUUCGUAUCCUUUAAAUUGAAGUAUGUCGACGUGCUGUAAAAUCUUGGGUAAUGUCUCAAUCAAAUUGUAGAUGGAAAACGUAAGAUAUAUACAAGAAUUUUGACGGCUGCCAGAUGCUGUUAAAAAAAACCUACCUAAUUUUGUUCUCUUUUUGCCUUUUUCUUUCUACAACAGCCUCACCUGAGGAAGUGUUUUGGGAGCAUUUAUCAGCUGGGCAUUGUUCGUCAAGUACACUCGCCAGCGCAGAUCCAGAACAUGACUUCAGAGGAAGGGGAAAGUGUAUUACUGCCUAAGUAAGAAAACAAACCUUUUCAGUUUACUUUAAGCUUGUUCUAAGGCGUUGCACUGAUUAGGCAAACCUUGCUCUAGGGAAAAGCCGUGGGAACGAGUUUUUGAUAUUGCCUUUUUUGUUUGUUUCAUUUCUUGUGGAAUUAACAAUUAAGAUUGGCCUUAAUCUGUUAGAUCCACUGUUCCUGGCUUGCGUUCAAACACAUCGAACUCAAUCUUCUGUAAUCACAAGUUAAUGACUUUACCAAAAUGUUGUGUCCGGUUGUUAUUGUCUGCUUGGCGUCUUUUGACCUCAGCCUUCUCUUUUCCUCCAAUAGAACUUUAAGAGCGAGAGGAAACGUGGAGUCAUGGCUGUACAAUGUCGAGCUUGCUAUGUAUGAGACUGUCAAAAUGUAAGUAUCCUUUUUAGUAGCGUGAUGCUCAGGCAGUCUCCUAUUUAUGUUUGUGUUCCAGAGGUUCAAGGUCAGUUCUUAAAUCGAUGAAUGAAGGGAAUGAGUUUCUAAAGUAACUGUGGUGCUGCGUUAGUGAGGGAGUAUAACAGGGUAAUUUGCUAUUAUCAGCUGAGUUGGCCACUGUGAAGAGUUUCAAAGCUGAUGUUUCGAGUGUUAGCCCUUCGUCGUUCACUCUGAUGUGGCCAAUUUACGUUAUCAGCUCAGGUGAUAAUACCAAAUAACCACAUUUCUCAGAUCGUUUUUUUUUAACUGAAUAGCUUCAACGUUUGUUUUCUGUUUAUACGACAGGCACUUAAAAAAGUGUUUAGUGGAUUAUGGUACAAGAGAGUAUUCUGCGUGGGUUUUGGCUCAUCCGGGACAAGCAAUACUGACUGUAGUAAGUGAUAAACUUAAAACACAAGGGAAUAUUAUUAUUUUCCAAGUUUUCCUCCUUUUAGUUUCUUCGACUUGAAAUUCAGGGAUGUUUAAGUUCAACACAAUAUCAAAAAGUACUAAAUGUUCUUUCGCCCUAUUGCAAGUUUGUCUCUCUACCACCUUUGCGAGUUUGCCACCUGUAAUAAAACAACUCCACCCCGCCUUUACCAGUUCGCCCUCAAGUCUUUCAACUCGUUUCGCACCAGUAGAACGUGUUAUAUCAACAUUGAUUAACAUGCACUCUCGUCCUGACAAGUUUUAUCGGUAAUCUCUUUCUGAAUUUUCAGUAUUUCCCUCCCGAAUUUUCAUUCACAAUUGGCGGGUUGAUGGAUAAACUUUUCAACGCAUGAAUUUAAUAAAUAUUUGCGCAUUUUUAAUCUCUUUAAGUAUCAAAUUAAAUCGGUAAAUGUCAAAUUCUGUUCUCAUUCUAGUCUCAAAUUGUCUUUAAUCGUGACGUACUGACGUGUUUCCGUACAACAAGACCCAAAGAAGCUCUUCAGAACAAGAGAGAAAAACUAGUCUCAGUCCUCCACAGUCUAUCACAGAUGGUAACGUCAUCACUAGUUCCUCACAAGCACCAAACACUCGAGGCCCUGUUAACAAUUGAAGUGCAUGCCCGUGAUGUCCUAGACUCCAUGAUUGCUAAUCAGGUCUAUCAGAUGGAGGAUUUUCAGUGGACCAGGUAGCGGCACAAAUAUUUGUUACAACCCGUCAAAAAGUAGUUGACACAGAACUCGCUAUCUUUUCUGUGGUAGAUGAGGAGUAAAGUAAAUAGCACUUGCCCUUUUCUGUCAUUAAUGAAAUUUUCAAUUGAGUGACGACAGUAACCCGGGAAUUCUUUGUUUUCCGCUUUACUUCGCUCUGUGAUUGGUCCAGAAAACUCACCCACUCUCUCAACCAAUCAGAUGCAAAAGUAAAACCAAUCGUGGCUUUGCCGCCCGCGUUUUCCCGCACUUUAGGCAGUUUGGUCGGUUUUUCUUGAAGUUCUCGUUUGCUUUUCAGGAUAUUUUCCUUUCCUCAGACUGGCUUUUGUGAUUACUGUGGUUUUGGUUUUUAGGACACGCAAUCGAAAGGCGCUCUAUUCAAUUAAAACAUGAUUCAGUGGAGUGGUUAAAUUUUGCACAACGAGUAGACGUACUCCUAAACAAACUAGAUCAUUCACGCUCGAUUUCUAUGCGUGAAUUGUCGCCCCCAGGAUUCUAUCCACAUACACAAUGGUGUGGGAAAAAAGAAGGCUGAUGCUUAAUCAAAGUUUCUUAUCAUGCCAUAAAGACCGAAAUUGUCUUCGGAAAGGUUUUCAACGGCAAAUUCUCUCUCAAUGCUCUCCAUCUGGCAAUGACUCUUAAAAUACCUUGGUACUUAGAGCUCUAAUACCACUCCCCUAUUUGCCCACUGAAGUAGAAGUAACUCUCUAACAGGCAGGAAUGCUCUUAUUUUGUAGGCAACUGCGUUACGAGUGGAAUGACGAGCGGCAAGCCUGUAUGGUCCGUCACAGUAAUGCAGUGUUUGAAUAUGGGUAUGAAUAUCUCGGCUGUUCGCUUCGGCUGGUCAUUACCCCACUGACUGACAGAUGUUAUCUGACACUGACUGGAGCACUCAAUCUUCAUCUUAAUGGCGCUCCUGCCGGACCGGCGGGGACUGGUAAAACAGAGACUGUUAAGGAUCUUGCCAAGGUAUUUACUAAAAAGUACUUACUUUUCGUAAAGAAUACUGAUGUAUUGUCUCGUAACGAGGGUGGGGCAAGUAAUAUAUAUAUAGAAAAUGUUUCGUCUCAUUCCCGUCAUAGGACGAAAAAAAACACCUUUCUACAAUCAUCAUCAGCUCAAAAUUUCCAUGGUUUUCGACAUUGCUAAUCCUUUCAGAAUUAAGGACGCGUGUCUUGUAUGGAGCAAAUAAUGGGUGAACUUUCGUAGAGUUCUCUAAAGCCCAAUGGGAGAGAAUUGGGGCACGAACUCCAAAGGUCGUCUUAGGUUUGAUUCCUCAUGGGGACUUAGGUUUUCAUACUUUGCCCCAUUCUGUCCCCUUUGCUCUUGUGCGUAAUGGCGAAUGAUUUCUCCUGAAAAACUGUCUUUCCAGUGAACUGACACACUCAUGUUAUGUUUGGUUUUCAGGCCAUGGGAAAGCAGUGUCUUGUGUUCAACUGUUCUGAAGGACUUGACUAUAAGGUAACCAGAUAUUCAGUGUUCUAAUGAGGAUUAUCUCUCAGUGAUUACUUGUUCAAAUGACGUGCUCUGCAAUUUGCUGUCGUUUGUCUUGAAAAGAAUUGCAACUGGCCGUAAAGAUUGUUUCAAUAAAUGUCAUCCUAAUUCGACGAGGGAAGACGUAUUUAUUUUGUUGCUCUCUUAAGACACGUGUAGAUGAGACUCAGAGGAUUCCCGGGAAUGAGGAAAUAGGGAAAAGGAAUACUUGCACUCCAAAGUCGUUCUUUUACUGAAAAAUAAUCCGCGAUCGUAGUUGUGACACCGUUAAAGUUUUCUUUAGCGUAAUUUCUUUCUUUAUGUUCCGCGUCAGUAAGUGUGACACUUUGUCUAACUGCCUGUUAGGACUCUGAAAAGAACCUGAUUCUCUAGGCACACUGGAAAAUGGGAGCUUACGCACAAACGUUUUUGAGACGCGGACGGCAGUAGGAAGUUAAAGGUUCUCAUUCUUGCUGCUCAUUACGCCUUUUCAAUCAGCACACUUUGGUUUAAAAUGCUUCAACGACGACCUUACGGUCAAUACAUUGGCGUCAAAGCGCUCCAGGAGUAGUUUAAAAACGUUUCUACUUAAGUUCUCUAUUAUGAACUUGAAAACGUCGAGGCUAAUGAUACACUUUUUGUGAUAAAAAUAGACAUUGACAUAUUUUAUGUUGAACUUGAAAGGGUUUCACCUCAUGACUGUAUUUUUUUGUGUUUGUUUGUGUACUAGAUGAUGGGCAAGUUUUUCUCCGGUUUAGCUCAGUCUGGAUCGUGGUUCUGUUUUGAUGAAUUCAAUCGUAUCGAUGUAGAAGUGUUGUCAGUCAUCGCUCAACAGCUUCACACUAUUAAAACAGCUAAAGAUAAUAACGUUACCAGGUGAGGCAGGUCAAAUUAGCAGAACACGGUCGUCAAACUUCUGCACAUUGUAGAGGCUAGCGGGUUUGCUUUCAGGGUGUCAAAACCAAGUUUUCCUAGAAACAACCACAGAGGUAGAAAUUUUCUGGUGAAGUUCAUAACAAAAUGGUGAAUCAUGAUGAAAUUAAAUAAGCUUUUUGUACCAAUAGUCUCGAGUUUUCCUUUUCCCAACGCUUUGUUUUGCAGAUUUCAAUGUUUUUACUUGCAUAUUUGGCAUGAGAGCGGUUAUUUCUUAUGUUUUCCUUUGUAAUUUUUUAUUUUUUUGUGGGCCAAAAUUGAUCCUCUGGCGCAUUCCCGACGUUUGACCACUGUAUUAAAAAGCAGUUAUUUUUGUUAAAAGUGCUAGCAUAAGUUUCAUUUUAACUUACUGAAGCGAAGUUUAGAUUUUUACUAUCGUGGGUUAUUAUCUAACUCGCCAUUCCGUUUUUCUAUCACACCGCUGGACAGGUGCACUGCAUAUGACAUCAAAUGGCUCCGCCAUUUUACCCGCUGUGGCGUUUGGAGACGUGCUUGGAUUUGAAUAAGGUCUUUGAUUGAUUCUCAACCCCCUGUGUCACAUAGGGAACAGGCAGAUUUAAAGUUUGCUGUGACACUGUGUGCUGUGACUUUAGAACACAAUAAGGAUGCAAAUUUAUAAGAUGUGAACUGAAAAAUAAAGACUUUCUGUUUCACCAGUAAUUUGUUUUAUUUCGUAAUUAAACGCAUUUUUUAAUCCAAAUUAUAGCGGUGAGGCCUGUCACCUUUUCUCUUUUCUAAUCUAAUAUGUGAACUCGUUUGUUUUACAGGUUUCUGUUUGAGGGACGGGACAUAAAGCUGAAUACAAAUUGUGGAAUGUUCAUCACAAUGAAUCCAGGGUAAGCAAGAGAGCAUAUUCCAAUUUAGUGUUGUAAAACGUCAACCAAAAGAACCGCAACAGCCAAUAAACAGAAACAAAAACACCUUAAAGAACUCAAGGUAAAAACAAGCAAAGUACUUAAAGCGCGGGAAAACGCAGACAACCAAAUCGUGAUUGGUUUUAAGUUUUGCAUCUCAUUGGUUGAGAAAGAGGGGCGAGUUUCCAGGACCAAUCACAGAGCGAAUCGAAGCAAAACCAAUGCAGUGCCUGAUUACCGACUCUCAAUUGAAAAUUGCUCACUCAAGAAGGGUUUUACUUAAUGAUUUGAAGCUGAUCGUAAAGGAUCUCGUAAAUUGAACUAAUUCUGGAACCUGAAAUAAUUCGAAUUGUUUCUUUGUUUUCAGAUAUGCGGGUAGAGUCGAGCUGCCAGACAAUUUGAAAUCUUUAUUCCGUCCAGUUGCUAUGAUGGUACCCGACUAUGCGUUAAUCGCCGAAAUAAUCCUGUUUUCUGAAGGAUUCACUGCCGCUGCGUUGUUAUCGGGAAAAGUUGUGAAUCUUUAUCAACUAGCAAGCAAGCAGCUUUCUCAACAGGUAACAAAGUUCUAAGGUGAUUAACGUUACUCCAGAUAGUGGACAAAUAUAACUUUUAUGCCGGUUUUUUAUUUUGUUCUAUGUAUUACGAAAGUAGACAAUAGCUUUCAUAUGAGUGAUUUCAAACUAGGAUUCGAACGAACUAACUAACACUCGAAAUAUGAGCUUGAGAAACCCUUUGCGUUGGCCAAUUUCCAUUCUCAACUCAGCUAAUUAAAUCAAAUCAUCUUGUUAUACACUAAAUACCUCGUGCAACAUAAUGAAUAGCACUACGUGGAAUUGCUACUUAGUGGCUUUCCUUUGACUGUUUACUCGCCUUUGUUUCUUGAGAUACUUCAAUGUAAGAGCUAUUUCUCAUCUCGUAGGAUCACUAUGACUUUGGGUUACGAGCGAUAAAAUCAGUUCUACUAAUGGCUGGACAGCACAGAAGGGCUGCAAGGUAAUUAGCAUCCUUAACAACGCAUUUCGAUCAAGUGUCGUUAAAUUAACGCUGAAAUAAUUUCAUCAGCCAAUCAGGACAAAAUGUGAUAUCCCAAGGAACCAAUGAGAACUCAAAGUCAAAACAAGCAAACUGCCUAAAGCGCGGGAAAACGCGGGUGACCAAGUCGAGAUUGGUUUUAGCUUUGAAUCUGAUUGGUCGAGGAAAGAGCGUUGGUUUAUUGGACCAAUCACAGAGCGAAGGAAAGCAAAACCAGAGCAAAACUACACUUGUUUUAAUUCUCCUAGGCGUUUACUUUGCACACCUUUUUGAGCUUUUCAUUUAAAUAAGAUUAUAAAUCUAGACCCGGAAUAUUUGUGAGACGAUGGUUUCAUCAAUUUCGCCACCAGUUCGCUUGACGGUGCAUGAAAAAUAAAAGUAGAAUUUAUCAAUCGAUCAUUGCUAGGAGAGAAGGUAAUAGCGUAUUGCUAUUCCAGACAGGCUCAACUCCAAUGUGGUAAAUCCUAAACUUCGAGAGAGAAACAAGUUGAGACUGACUGAUUCGAUUCAUAAUACCUCCUUAAUCUCUUUCAGUCUUAACAUGGCGUCUGAGACAUUGCAAGAGGAAGAAUCACACCUGAUUAUAAACGCAGUGAAGGACGCCAAUAUUCCCAAGUUUGUCGCAGAGGAUGUUCCACUGUUUAAGAGCAUCUUGGCAGACUUGUUUCCUGGUUUAGAUCCACCAGUUCCGGACAACAAGUUGCUGAAGGUGAAAAUAGAAUACUGAGUAUAUGCCGUAAAGUUCCCAAGUUAACCCUUUACACCCUAACAUUAGUAUACAUAUUCUCCAUACUGUUCUCUAGACAUUUCCUAAGGUGCUGACAAGGAGAAUUUGUCAAACAAUCAAGAGUAUCUUUAGUUGGUGAUCAUUUACUUAAUUCUUGUGACCCUAAUAUAUGAUUCAGUAGUGAAAUUGUAAUGAGAAACUAGAUGCUAAUCAUUUAAGGGGUCAAAGGGUUAAAUGGAUUGAUCGCAAACUGUCGUCAUCGUUUGUACCCAGCCUUGUUCUCUUCUGAUUUAUUUAUAGUUCGUUCUGCUUUUCUAACUUAACAAAGUAUAUUUAGUUGAUUUUUUUCCCCUACAUAGUCGAUUCUGUUCGUCGCAAAUCAUAGUUUUCAAUAAAAGUCGAUUACCGGUGGUCGACGUCGCCAAUAAGACCUCUUUCGCCCGCGCCUAGGCUUUCGUGUUUGGGUUCCGCUACACGGCCGUUUUCCUAUGCAAAAAGUUACUGUGAACCUUGCGGGAAAUUUGUCUCAUUGAAGUGUCCUUUAGCUCUGUAAAAUUUCUCUAUAUUUUCAAGCGUAACUAGUACUCAUUUGUGUGGUGGACACAAUCUGGAGUAAGCACCGAAGGCAGGGUAUUAUUGUUUUAAAGUUUUGAGUUAUGGUUUGACAACACCUUUUGGAUUUCUUAUUUCAGAAAGCUGCUAAGGCCGCCCUAGGCGAAUUGUCUAUUCAGUAUUGGCCCUCGCAGAUCGACAAGGUGAUUCAGUUGAACAGCACAUUACAAGUGCGGCAUGGUGUGAUGUUGGUUGGACCAGCUGGUGGCGGAAAAACCACCACGCGUCAGAUCCUGAAGCGCGCGCUGGUCGUAUUGCCGAGCAUUCAAGCGCGGGAACAGCUGGAAAUGAAAGGGACUGGGGACUACCCUGAAGAGACUGGAUCGUCAAAGACAGCCCAAUCUCACGCGGUACGAGAAUUUGCAUGCGUUUUAUUUUCAUUAUAGGUCAGUUUUAUCGUUUAUACCCAGCAGCAGUUUCCGUACAAUGUUGAUAUACUUUUAAGCGGAGAGUGAAUGAGACGCAGAUCCAGAUGAGCCGUUUGGUUCGAUGACUCAUUCCACUUUUUUCUUUACCUUGAUGAUGCCAGAAAAUCCAUGCUUUUUAAAUCAAUUCAUGCUGUUGUUUUGUCUCUUUGUUCAUCUCAGCGCGCCGCCAAAGCGAGGCGUGGCUCAGUCUAUGUAUCCACUCUGAACCCCAAGUGCGUGACAGUAGGUGAGCUAUAUGGCGAGGUGAAUUCCACGACUAUGGAAUGGAAAGAUGGCCUCUUGUCUCACAUUUACCGUAAAUAUGCUAAGAAUAGUAGAGGAGUCUUACAAGGAACCAGACGAAAGCAGUCGAGCACACCUCCUGCUAACGCAUUCAGAUUAUCAAGGAAUUCAUCGGCCAAGUCUGCUGUCACUAGUGUGUCGGCUAUCAGCGGUGAGGAGAACAGUGAAGGUGAGAGUUUGCUUUACGAUGAACUUGUUGUGACUGAUAGAUUGCUUUUCGAUUGAGUAUCAUAUAAGAAAAAACCAUAAUGAUCACAACGGCCAAUCAGAAGGUAGGAAAAUACCUCAAAGAGCCAAUGAGAACUCAACUACUUGAAGCGCGCUGAAGUGCGUGAGUGACCAAGUGCCUCUGAUUGGUUGAAAAAAUGGCGGGAAUUUUCUGGGCCAAUCACGGAGCGAAGUAAAGCAAUACCAAAGCAGUCUCGGAUUAUUUUUGACACUCAAUUGAAAAUUGCUCUGUAAACAUCACAUCUGAACUUUGUUUUUGUGACCUUUAACCCAUAAUUCAGAUUCAUCUACUUUUCAUUCUUAAAAUAGCGACCUCUCUAGUCGUAAGUAAAACCAGUGAGAAAACUAGCGACCCUCAGAAGAACCCGGAUCAAGAACCAUUUUGUAAUCGUCGCAUGUUUAUGAUCCAUUUACAGGAGGAGCUCUUAAGUUUGGUUGAGAAAACUCGCACCAGCCCCUCAUCCAAUCAGACGUAAAAAGGGACUCGGUUACCCGGAUUUUACCGUGCUUCCAAGGAAUGCACGUGUUUACUUCGAGAUCUCAUUGGCUCAUGAUAUUUUGCCUUGUUCUCAUUGGCUGUAAUGUUCACUUUGCUUUUGGUUUGAAAAACGCUCGAAAUUAUUAAGACAACAUUACACCAGGUUAGGGAAAUUUUUCGAAUACUUUUUUUGAAAAGCACUCAAAUUGUUUCUUCGCCAGUUGAAACAGCGACCGCGACAGAAGACGCCAGUAACAUUAACAGAGAGGAGACGCCCAUUUUUUGGCACUGGAUUGUGAUGGACGGACCUGUGGAUACACUCUGGAUUGAAAACCUCAACACCGUAUUAGAUGACACAAAGGUGAUAAGUGAAACCUCGUUCCCAGUGUCUCUGUUUUCCCCUUAAGAACAAGAACCUUACAAACAUUGCGUGACAUUAAACUGAAUUGAGCAUUUCCUAUUGCGUGACAGGUGUUGUGUCUUGCCAAUGGAGAGAGGAUAGAAAUGGGUCACGGGAUGAGGAUUUUAUUUGAGGUUGACAAUCUGGCCAUGGCGUCUCCUGCUACAGUCAGUCGUUGCGGAAUGGUAUACAUGGUAAAAAAUCUACUUCUUUCUUCUUACGAUUAACAUAGCUUCCGAACAACUUGCAACUCUGAUUCACAGCUACUUUGAAGAUAAUCAGAUAUGGCCUGCCGUCAAUACUGAACUCGUGACUGACGAUAAAUGAUUUAAUAUUAGCGUCGAAACAAUUUAGAAUGAACAUCUUUCCCAUGCGCUCAUUCAAAACUUCUGAAUUGUUUCCAGGAACCUAAGGAUUUAGGUUGGAGACCGUACGUUAAAACAUGGAUUCAGAGGCUCAAGGAGCAAACAAAGGUAAACUAACUAAAGGACCAAAAAAAAACUGUGUACUCACCGAAAAAAACUGUGUACUCAAUAUCUAAUUAAAAUUAACUUUUAAUUUCAUGUCAUAGAGAAAGUUGUUGGAGAUACUUCUGUUACUUUCGUUGUCCUCAUAGUGGGAGAUACAGCGGCUAACGCCCGGGACUCCGGAUCGAGAGAUCUGGGUCUAGCCCCGGCCAGCAGUAGUUGUGGUCGUGCGCUUUACUUUUACCUCGCCACCUCAGAGUUUACACCGAAUACGAAUAGGGCAGACUUCUCGGUCGGCCUGGGUUGAGUCGCACGUAAGCGAGGUUAGUAAGGCUAAUGACUCAACCCAGGCUGACCGAGUAGUCCGCUCUAAUUGCAUUCUGUCUGUAAUUAGGGAUUGGAGAAUUGUGAGAGAGAGUACAGAAGGGGAGGCUGGCAGUUGAAUAGUCUGUAAUUAGGGAUUGGAGAAUUGUGAGAGAGAGUACAGGAGGGGAGGCUGGCAGUUGAAUGGUUCCCGUUUAACCCUUAACACUCAUAGUCUUCAUACUAUUCUCAAGGAGAACUUUUCAAACAAUCAACAGUUCUUAAGUUUGCGAUCAUUUCCUUUAUUCUCAUGACCUUAAUGCGUGAUUCAUGGGUGACAUUGUAAGGAGAAGUAAAGUGCUUAUCAAAUUAGGGGCCAAAGGGUUACGCUCUUGGAUAGAUUUUAAUUAUACAAAGAGAGUGUCUGUUUCUAAGUGGAUUUCAGCGAGAAUAUUUCUUCAUUGAUAAUUAUUUAUCAUAGGAUUUUUCUCUUUAAAGUUUUGUUUGGUUUAACGCGUUUUUCUUUGUUUUGACCAGCUCCCCAGAGAGAUAUUCAAUCAUCUUCUCCAGUUAUUUGAACACAGUGUAGACACAGGACUUCGCUUCCUUUCCAACUACAGCCAGCUACAAUACAUCAUAGCACCGGAUCUUAGCAUUGUUUCCACUCUCUGCAGUAUUAUCAGCGGUUUUUUAGAAAUCAUGUACAGCCAGGGUGGUUUCCCUGCUAGCGAAGCUCCGAGUACUGUCGAAGAUGGAGCAGAAUUGUCGGAAACAACUUCGGCUAAAGCCGUCACGUUUGCCGAUGACUUCGAACAAGAAAUCAUUCCUAUUCGGAAAGUGUCUUUCAUACAACGCAAUCCUUCCCAGCUUUUAAGCUUUCUCGGAAAAGUGUAUGUUUUUGCAUAUACGUGGGCAUUUGGGGGAAAUCUUCGUUUUGAAUCAGUUGUCGAUGAUGAAGAAAGUGGAGAUACCUUUGCAAAAGACAGUCCACAAAUUUGGGAAUUGUUUGAUACAAUGACUCGUGAUUUGUUUGAUAUCGACUCCCCGAUCGGUGUUCGAUUACCCCCUGGAAACGACAGCAUGGCUAAUUACUUCAUUGACAUGGAGAGCGGACAGUUUAUACUGUGGAGCAGUCUCGUUCCUUCGACUCGCGCAUUGAUAGCCAAGGCCGUGUCUAAUCAAUUUGCCAUCUCAGAUACUCUCAACACUCUAGACGAUCCCCCUCCCAUGAAAAAUCAGCUUGAGAUCGAUCGUUCCCUUGUUCCAACCGUUGACACAGUCCGGUACGCGUUUCUUCUCUCGUUGAUGGCGUUAAAAGGACAACCGGUUUUGCUAACCGGAGAAACCGGUGUUGGGAAAAGUGCAUUGAUCCAGGACACGUUGGUCCGGUUGUCCCAAUCGGGUGGGAGUGGAACGAACACGGGAACGAUCUUAGGAGCAGUGUUUCGAACAGGAGGGAUGAACUUGGUUGAUAGCAUUAUGGAUAUGACAGCCUCUGAAGGGGUGAAGAGUGUAGGGCGUGGUUCUGAGGUGGUGUUCGACUCCACGCUUUUUUCGGCUUAUACAAGCUCUUCAAAGGCGCAGAAGUUUAUUGAAUCGAAGUUGGUGAAGAGAGGAAGGGACGUCCUGGGACCGAGACCAGGAAAAAAGGUUCGUCUGUUAGAAAUUUCUACUGUCUUUCUUUUUCACUCUUAAGUGUGCAGCAGAUAAAGGGAAGUGGGAAAUGUAAGGUAACGUUCGAACAACCAAAGAAAUUUACCUUUGUCUUGGAGCGCGCUGAUAGUUCGUUUGAUUGAAAUUAAGGCUUGAUUAUUCUCUUGGUUGUACCGUCACCUGUUGAAGGCAGUGUUCAGAGAGCCACAGAUAUACCCUCCGCAACACAAGUUCAGUUAUGCCUCUUCCUUACUAUUCGCCAUUCUCGUAGCAAAAGCAAGUUAUUUGAUAAAUGGUUUUGCCUAUUACGAUAGGUUCUUCUCUUUGUUGACGACAUCAAUCUACCUCAACCCGAUGCGUUCCAGUCCCAGCCCCCUCUGGAGUUGCUCCGUCAGUUCCUUGACUCUCAAGGUUUCUAUGACUCUACAAAGCUUCAGUGGAAGGAGGUUCAUGACGUCACACUAUUAGCGGCUUGUGCUCCCCCAGGGGGAGGAAGAAGUGCUAUUAAUGGUCGGCUGCUGAGGCAUUUCAGGUAGGGUGUGUAAUCAGAGAAUUGCCUAGGGCGGUUUCGAUCAGAUUUCGAUCGAGUUUCGUUAAACCAAACACAAAGUAAUUACAACAGCCACUCAGAACAAAGAAGAAGUAGUUAAUGAGAACUGGAGUGAAAAAAGGCGAAGUCAAAAAACUUAAGCAAUCCUGGAUUACUUUCAACACUCCAUUUAGAUUGGCUCUUAUCAGGAGAUUAUGGAUUUAGGGAUCAGUCAGUCCAUGCUAUUUUUUUUUUCAUUCUACUUCCACGUGCAAUGGGAAAUUUUUACAAUGAAUCUGACUACCCAUCGUAUUUUAAAUAAAAUGUCCCUUGAUAUAAGCCCCUAGGGGUGCUUUUCUUGUCUUCCCUCCCGCCCUCUUGAUUUUUCUUUCGAAUUCGUGAUUUCUUGCCCCCCUUCUCCCAUUCCGCAAGACCUUGUACUUGUUAUAUCAUGGAUUGGAGGACAUCCUUUUAUUUCCUAGUGUGCUUUAUCUUCCUCAUCCUGACUCCAAGUGGCUGCAUCAUAUCUACGUCACACAGCUUGGACGCUUUUUGGAAAAAGCCGACUUUGUACCUGAUGUGCGGGACGCCUGUGAGGUUAUGGUGACUGUUGCUAUGGGGCUGUACUUUGAUCUUAGUGCCAACCUCCUCCCCACCCCAGCUAAGUCACAUUAUACUUUCAAUCUGCGCGACUUAAAUAAAGUAAGUGAAUGAAGCACAUAUCGUUAUUCAAUUAAAUGUUAUUUUUUUUAAAGAAAAUCAUGACGGGAUAGCAAAGGUUUCAGGUGAAUACGCUCUGUGAUUGGUCCAGAAAACUCGUUUCGUUCUCUUGGUCUCUCAGAAAAUCACAUGCAAAACUAGAAUCAAUUGUGAAUUAUCCAGUGAUCAGGCUCUCAUAGGCGGUACGACAGGAAUGAAGCGGUCAAACGACGGCAUUUACGGAAGAAUCGAUUUUGGCCGGCCGCGCACCAAUUUGACCGCUUAGUUGCCUGUGCUAGGCUUUCCUUUCUUGUCGCAGCGUCUAUGAGAGCCACCGUCGUUUUUCUCCGCCUCAAGUCUUCAAGGUAUUUCCAGUAAGCUCUAAUAAGAUCCCUAAAUUACUUCAUUGAAUUUUCCGACUGGUCUUUGUGGACACUUAAGUUUUGCUUUAACUACCCGUUAUAUUAUGUAACGGUAUUGUACGUGACUGAAAAGCUCUUGACUUUGCGCUGACUUAAUUAAGUUUUUUUGCCUUGAACUCUCGUCGUAUUAUUUACAGGUUAUAGAAAGCUUGUUACAAGCCCACCCAUCCGUCAUCACAUCACGUGACCACUGCGCUCAGUUGCUCGGCCACGAAGCCUCACGAGUGUUGCACGAUCGGCUCACGAACGAUGCUGACCGACGAUACUUCUACAGAGUGUUGUCGGAACAGCUCCGCAAUGGGUUCAAGACACGCUGGAGUGCUGAGGAACUGGAAAAAAGGCCGUUGAUCUUUGGGGAUUUUCUGGAAGGAAGUGAACCACACAGCCCUCGAGUGUAUCGCUCUGUGCGCCAAUAUGAUCGAUUGCCUCAGAUCUUAGAGGUGGGUUUCGCUUUGAACCCUUUAACUUCCAGAAGUAAUAAAUAUAAUAUCCCCCUAUAAUAUUCAUACAUUAUCCCGGAAACAGGUAAUAAGGAUACUCAAAAUUAUCAGGAAGGGGUUGCUAACUUGUUACAGUGUAUUUCAACUGUACUAUUUGGUAGAAUACAAUUCUAGUUACUUGUCGAAACCUUUCGUCAUAUCAGUGAAUGGACUAUUACAGUUACACUAACACUGUAUCAAUGUGAUGGACUUUUAAUGGUGAUGGACCCAGUGAUAAAAAUGACAUUCUAAAAAUGUCACCAACUUCUGAUGACUAAUUUGCAAGGAAAUCACGGUGAAGCAGCUAGAGGGGAGAAUUAACAACCAGAUUUUGGGAGUUAAUCGAAAAGAAGCAAACAGAACUUCAAACAGUCGUGAUGAGUGAGGGAUGUGUUAUUUGUUUCAAGGCGUAAGUGUUUUGAGGAAAACUUGAGUAUUAGUGUUUUCCCAAGGCAUUAUACAUACAGAUUGGGACAAUCGAGAAAAAAAGAUCGUUCAUAUUCAGAUAAGCUUGAGCUCCUUUCUCUGACAGACUGAUGAUUUCCACUCGUGGCCUUAACCCUUAAACUGUCAGAAGUGAUUUAAAUGUAACUUUUCCGUACAAUUCUAAUCAGUUAUCUUGUAAAAAGGUUAUGAGAGCAGAAAAUCUUAUCAACUGGAGGGCGUUAUUUUGGAAUGAGACCAUAUUUUCAUGUGUUGUUUUAUGAGGAAAAGUAUAGCAGUUAGAAGGAAGAAUUGUUAAGUGGAUCUUGGGAGCUGAAGGGUUAAUUGAAAACUACAACCACCUCAUUGAACAGUCUUUGACUGAUGGAGUGUUCUUCUUUGCCAGGAAUACUACGACAAAGCCAACCUAUCAGGGGGGAGUGUGGAGCAUCGUUUUGUUUUCUUCGACAUGGCAGUACAGCACGUGACACGGGCGGCACGUGUUUUCCGUCAGCCUGGGAAACACAUGCAGAUGGUCGGGGUUGGGGGUACCGGCAAAGCCACGGUUGCUAAGCUAGCAGCGUUUAUUGAAGACUGCGUGUUCUUGAGACCUCAUGUCUCACGAGUAUACAACUUAUCGGAGUUCAGAGACGAUGUGAAAAAAGCUUGUGUCGUGGCCGGAGUAAAGGGAAAGAACACUGUGCUUUUUCUGUCAGACAAUUUGGUUAAGGUCAGUCGAUUAUUCUUUCUUUGAAAACAGCUACAUUUCUUUUGCUCGAUUUUGAGACCUUUUGCCAAAUUCAAGAGACCACCAUUGUGUUUUUCAGUUGAGGGGGGGGGGGGUACAAACUCUUUGGAGAACAAUUUACCAAAUUUACCAAAUUUACCACACCCCACACAACCCGAUACCACAAUAUUCACGUCGACACCCGGGGUGUUUUGUUCUCUGCUUAGAGGGUAUGGGUUUUUGGAAUCAGAGUAAAAGUAGCAUCAAUUUAAUGGAGGUGAUGUGGUUUACUGGUGCCUUACUGUUUAGUUCUGAUUCCACUCGUAUGGAAUGAGAUUUACUCUGUGAUGUGACUUCCUUGUAGGACGAGCUCCUUGAAGAUGUGACGAGUAUCCUAGCUGGAGCUGAUAUAGCCAGCCUUUUCGACCAUGAAGACCUUGAGCGUAUCUCUUUGGAUCUAAGAAGAGAUGCGAUACUUCAAGGCGUUUCAGAUACGAAAGAAGCCAUCUUUCGGUUCUUCCUUGAACGCGUCAAGCAGAAGCUACACUUGGUCCUCUCCACCACCCCCGCGGGAUCCAGUUUUCGGCGGCGUUGCCGCCUGUACCCACCCCUCAUAAACUGUUGUACAAUUGACUGGUUUGACAAAUGGCCUUUGGAUGCGCUUCAGUCAGUGGCCGUGUCUUUUCUGGAGCUUUCAGAACUGGGGAAAGAUCCAGAGUCGAGUGAGGCUCUACUGGAAAGUGUUUCUAAAGUCUUUGUUGAAGUUUUCAAUAGCGUUGAACAGGAGACGCAGAAGUUUUAUGAAGAGUUGCGCCGACGAUAUUACACGACUCCGACAAGUUACAUGGAGUUUGUUCGCUUGUACCUGAGUAAAUUAAACGACAAGCGAGCUGAACUGAGUUUUAACCGCGAUAGAUUGUGUACUGGUUUGCAAAAGCUGUCAGAGUCUAAUGAACUGGUGGGCACAAUGCAAACUGAGUUGUUACAAUUAGGGCCUAAACUCGAGAACAAAGCUAAGGUAUGUAAUCUUCCGAGGUUUUCAAUUUUGUUUGUUUGUUUGUUUUGUUUGUUUCGAUGCGUGCGCUAAAGUGCGUGGGUAGUAUAUUGCUUCGUCCUUUCCUUCCUUUUUUUCUGCAUGUUUUCUUGUGUCUGUCUGUUUCAGUGUGUCUGUGUGUCCGUCAUUUGUUUUAUCUCUGUUUUGUUCUUUUUAUCUCUUUCAAUCGUUAACGAGUUUGCCAUUCCAUUCUCACCUUCCUGUCUUUCAUUCUACCUUUCUUCUCUCCUUUUCUCUUUUAGACGGAUGCGUCUUCUGAGUAUAUCAUCUCUUUUUACCAUCUCACUUACUUUAUUUACACACACAAAGCUUUGACUUUGUUGAUCCCAGCAAUAUGAGAACUCGUAUCACAUUUAGUGAACCAAGUAAGUUCGUGACGAGACAGAAAAACAUAUUUCUUUAUUUCGUUUCUUGGUGUCAUGAACAGGACGCAGAAAAGCUUCUUGAACAGCUCGCCUGCGACCAGGAAGCAGUGGAUCAAGUACACAGUGUGGUACAAAAAGAGGAAGAAAUCAUGAAUGAGGAAGCCCUUAGAGUGCAGGCGAUAGCGGAGGAAGCUCAGAGGGACCUAGAAGGAGCCUUACCACAACUGGAGGCAGCUAUUGUGGCUCUGGACUCUCUGGAUAAAUCUGACAUUUCCGAGAUCCGAGUGUACACCAAACCUCCUACGAUGGUGAUGACGGUGCUGUCGGCAGUUUGUGUCCUGCUGCAGCAGAAACCAGACUGGAAUUCGGCUAAACUGCUGCUUGGUGAUCAGGGAUUCUUGAAAAAACUUGUUGGCUAUGACAAGAACAGUGUCCCCGAGAAGGUGAGCUCUUCAUGUAACUGGUGGAUAGUGUUCUGUGUAAUUUUCGACUUGUUAUUUGAGACAGGAAGGGUGUGUCUAAGAAUUUGAGGUCUUCAUGUAAUUAGCAGGUAGUGUCGUUUGCAUUGUUUGGCUUGUUAGUUUGGGACAUGCGCAGUACCCUUGAAAAGUUGAGCGCUUAAUAUAACUGGUGGGUAGUGGUUUAUUACUCAAUGCAAAGCGUGUGAUCGCAACACGCGUUCACGUUUACAGUGCUUUUAAGAACGUUGUUGCAUUAUGACUAUUAAAUUAGAAAACACCUUCAGGACAUCUAGCCUUGUAUGUCUAUUGAUACAUAAGGUCGAGAGUGACCUUUUUUUGUGAUAUAGACGAGAAACUAGUGAACAUGACCACAGUAACUUACAUUGAUUUGCUUAUGAAGAAUAGCAGUAUCUGUAUCAUAGUAACGUCACCCUUACCGUCACUGUCGUUCAAAGGCCUGACAGCUAAGCACUUAACUUAAAGAUGAACCAUGAACGGUUCUUGAUAGUCUAGGGCCUACUCCUACCGGCUAGAGGGGACGCUGUGGUUUCACAGUCAGUAGUCUGGACUCCAGGUCGAGCGGUCCUGGUUCGAGACCUGGCCUGAUAAUUGCGCUGUGUGUUGUGUGCCUGGCCUGGUCAUUGUGCCCCCCAUCCAGGAGUUAAAAUGGGUACCGGCGAAUUAUCAGGGAAGUCUAAUGAAAUGCUGGGGGGUAACCUUGGGAUCGGCUAGCAUCCCAUCGAGGGGGGAAUGAUGAUACUUCGCUUCAUGCUGUGGAAACCGGGAUAAGCUCUAGUUGGACUGUUCUCUUGGCUCGAUUACAGCCCUUUUUAUGUGUCCUUGCCGUUUUUUAGUCGACAAAUUCUUUCCUUACACCAGGUCUUCACGCGCCUCAAACGAUACACUCAGCAUCCGGAGUUUAACCCAGAGGCUGUUGGUAAGAUAUCGGUGGCUUGUAAAUCCAUGUGUCAGUGGGUGCUGGCGCUGGAGAAUUACGCUGAGGUGUACAAGAUCGUGGAACCCAAACAGAGAAGAUGCGAAGAAGCACAAGCUGCUCUGGCAAUCGCCAAAGAAAAUUUAGAACAGAAGCAGGUAUGAGAAACGUGCAUUCCUGAAUUCCUCUGCCUUCUUUUGGUUUAUGGCGAAUGCGCCCCAUUGCAUGUUUGCCCCUCACCACCUUUGCGAGUUAACUCAACAGGAAAUGAGUACGUUCUGUGUUAGGAAAAUGGGUCGAAAGAUUUUCGGGCGAACCCGUCAUACGUUAGGGGUCGAACUUGCAGUGGGGCGAAUUCACUAGCUUUCCCUCUUUAUGGUAGUGCAAAAACGAUUCAAACGGUUUUUUUUUUCGAAUAAUUUAGGUUUACAACCGAAGAAAUGCUCACUUUGUAUGUUAGUCAAUAAAUCUGGGCCACAAAGCACAAGAGAAAUAAUGACUUGCGUUUUGGCCCAAGUGAGUUUUAUUUAGAGGCCCUCUCCCUCCCCACUAUGAGAUAAGCCCUACCCCACCCGUCAGAAAACCCGGGUAACUAAUGAGCUACCUUCCCGAGGGCUUUUCAAGGCUCUUACGGAACAAGGUAUAGAGAAGUUAGAGAUGUAUCGGAUGUUUCUUUAGUAAUCUAUACGUGUGGUUAAAAGCUGGUUUUUCUGCCUUUUAGCUAAGUCUGCUGAAAAUCCAGGAACAGCUUCAGCUUCUUAAGCAACAAUAUGAUAGCAGUGUGACACAGCUGGAGGAACUCAAACAGAAGAAGGAGCUUACUAUUGUGAGGCUGAAGAGGGCUUCAGUUCUUACUGCAGCCUUGGCCGAAGAGCAGGUACGAUGAGAAAAAAACUUAGGGACUCUCCUGUAGUUUAGGAUGCCAGUCUUUCGAAGUGGCAUUUCGAAGGCAAUGUUUUGUUACUUCUGCAUUUCUUCUUUGUUGAACUAAUUAACACCUCAGUGAAAUAUUGACGUGAGUGUCCAAAGCAAAACGGCAUUGCCUUGAUUGGCUCAACGUCGCUCGGCGAUUGGUCCAGAAACACGCAACACUUCCUCAAACAGUCAGAUUCAAAGCUUAGCUCCAAUCACGACUUGAUCGAUCGCGUUUUCCCACGCUUCGGGUAGUUUUCUUGUUUUUACUUUAAGUUCUCAUAGGCUCCUUCUGUCAAUUUUGAUUGGCUGUUUUGAUUGCUGUUUUGAUUGGCUGUUUUGAUUUCUUCGGGUUUGCUUUUACGUUACUUGGUCGAAAUACGUGUUAAAAUUUAACUGGCUCUCCCCAGUCUUGUUGCACUGAAAUAAGGGAGGUAUUGUUGGGGCUAAGCGUCUUGCCAGCCCAGCUUGCAUAAGAACGCAACAAAGUAACCUGGCCAUGGUUCAGUUAAACCCACUUUUUCUUUCUCGGGUAUUGCGCGCUAACCCCCAGACCAACGCGUCUUCCACUUAACAUGACUUCAUUCUCGCGGAACUCAAAAUCUUGCGGUCUCAAAUCGAGAUGCAUUUGUAUGCUCAUCGCAUGAGACCUUUUCAUAGGUUCGCUGGAGCAACUCGGUGAGCUCUCAGGAGGAACGCGCCCACGGUCUUAUUGGCGAUACACUGGUGUCCUCUGCAGCGGUGGCUUACCUAGGUGCCUUCACGUCAUCCUACAGGCACCGGCUUCUCUCGCACUGGCUGCAGCUCUGCAAAGCGGAGAACAUCCCAGUGUCGGAAAAUUUUGAACUAACAGAGUUUCUGUCUGAGCCGGUCGAAGUUCAAACUUGGUUGAAUGAUGGGCUACCCCACGAUAAACACUCCAUUGAGAAUGCUGUACUCAUGAAGCAUUGUCGCCGCUGGCCACUCUUGAUCGAUCCGCAGGAGCAAGCGUCUAAGUGGAUCACGCGGACUGAAAAAGAUAACGGGCUCAAGAUUGUCAAGGCCUCGGAUCCAGCCUAUCUCAGGACAUUAGAGAGCGCCAUACCGUUAGGACAACCGGUUCUGGUUGAGGUAAGUAGUAAGAGUUAUUUUCAAUUGAGUAUCGAUGGUGAGAAAGGUUCGCUUUGAUCUCAGUUUACCGCGCUCCAUGACGAGCUUGAAAACAUUGCUGCCACUCACUAAACCAAUCAGAUAUGAAACCGAAAUCCAGCACUAUGACGGACGGACGAGUGCUCGGUAUUAUCUUGGUCAAAAUCAUAGCUGCCAUCUUUGAUUUUUACAAUAGCGGAGGGUUGGGAAGAGAAAGAAAUUAGUACCAAGGGGGUGAGGGACGGUCGAAAAGAAGGAGAGGGGAGGAUGGGGCAAUGAAUAAUACGCGCUUUUCGCCUUUCCCGGCCCCUUCCCCCACCGUUAACUCUGACUCCAAUUCAAACAUGGCCAUUACAGUUACAGACACGUUUUUCGAUUUUGCAGGAUUUGGGCGAACACUUGGACCCAUCACUUAACCCAAUCCUGAGCAAAAAUACUAUUACACGAGGUAAUCAGGAAAUGAUGAUAAUCGGUGACUCCGAGAUCGAAUACAACAGCAACUUCCGGUUAUACAUGACCACACCCCUGGCAAACCCGCACUUUCUACCGGAAGUGUGCAUUAAAGUCACGGUGAUAAACUUCACUGUCACGCUAGAUGGAUUGCAGGACCAGUUGCUGUCACGCGUGGUCCAAAGGGAAAGACCAAAGCUAGAGGAGAGUAGCAAAGAGUUACUUCAUGGCUUGGUAACGGAUCGCUACAAGUUAAGAGAAUUGGAAGAUCGAUCACUGUCUCUGCUUCACCAGUCACGUGGUAACAUCCUGGACGACGAAGAUCUUAUCUCCACUUUGGAUGACAGCAAGAAAGUGGCGAAUGUUAUUCACACGCGUGUCGUCCAAUCAGAAGAGACCAAGGAGAAGAUUAACCUCAGUCGAGAGAAAUACCUUCCAGUGGCCACGCGGGGUGCGGUGUUGUAUUUUGUUCUCACAGAUUUAGCUUACGUGGAUGUUAUGUACCAGUUUUCUCUGCCCUGGUUUACAGAUCUCUUUGACGGCUGCAUUGAGUCCGCUCAGGAGCCAGCACAGACUGCGAGAAGUGAGUCACCCAUAAGGCCUGGUAGCGCAGGUACGCUUCGACCCAUACGAAAGGAUAAACUUGCUGUAUCAAGUGCGAGUCGACCCGUGUUUAAACGUCGAAUAACUGUCCACAGGCCGAAAGAUGAAACUUCGUUGCCGCAAUAUCUCCAAGCCUUGGUAGAGCUUCUAACAGAGAGUGUCUAUCGGGUGGUUUCGUACGCACUAUUUGCGUGUCACAAACUCACGUUUUCUUUUAUGUUAUGCGCGGGAAUCAUGCGUCAUAGUAUGGCUACAUCACGGGACAAAACCAUCGACGAGGAAGAGUGGAAUUGGUUUUUGCGUGGAUCAGCGGUCGCUGCCAUAACAGACAGACUCGAGAGUGAAGAAGAGUUGAAUAUCUCUUGGAAGGGUGAGUACCUGUUUUAACCCAUUAAUCCUCACGAUCUAAAUUCUCCUAACUGUUUGCCAUACAUAACUUGUAAUGUUAGCUCUGAGAACUUAGCAUUCACAUUGUCAGGAGAAUUUAAUUUGGAUCUCUCUUGGGAAUGGGAGAGUUAACUUCUCUUUCAAAAUCGAUAUCGACUUGGAAGUGGAAGACGAACGGUGAUUUCAAAACUCGUAAAGAAUAAUGGCCAACGUAUUACAAUGGAAAUUAUCUGUUAGGGUCUUGAUCCUCUGACAGUCUGCGUAGAAGAGAUUCAAUUUUAGGUUUUUAUGAAUAAGAAACCUUGUAACCUGCGAUAACGCUCUUUUUCUGCGUUACCGCUUGCGAUGAUGGAGCUCAGCAAGGGAGUCAGCUAGUAAACGUGAUCAUUCUAUUCGUUAUUUUUCAAUGUAGGGUCAUGCUCCUCGAAACUGAAUUUUCUGGGUGAUGAAAUUUUGCUGGUGCCUGAAAAAAAAUUAACGUCAUAUCCAUCCUUGUCACGACCUGACCGAGUGUCUGUCGAAGAAGUGUCCCAACCUUUAAUGGCGUUAUUUUUUAAACAUAGUAAUCGGACUUUUCUGAAGUAAAUGUAUUGAAAAUUUCAUGAUUUUCACAGGAAGUCAGACGACAGUCGCGGGAAGCCUGGGUCAAUACAUGUCGAAAAUGAACAAAUCCCCAGCCAAGUGGAUAACUGAGUCUACCUGGAAGGAAUGUCUUCAGCUGUCAGCCUCCAUUCCGGCCUUUGCUGGCCUCUGUAGUAACAUUGCAGUGAAUGGUGCCUUCUGGAGCAAGUUCGCCGCGAGCGAGAAUCCAUUCAAGUUCAUUGAAAAUGAGCAAAAGCUCGAGAAUACGAAGGCUACCUUAACAGAAGGUAUGUGGAGUUACGUCACGUAUGUAUAUUUUCAGUGUCGGUGUCACGCAAUUUUGUGUUGCGAAUUACAGAUAGUAUGGAGUUGUGACUAAAUUUUCACGUCCUUUUGAGAUGGUUUUCUUUGUUACGCAGUUUUUUUAAGCCCACGUAUACAGCGGAGUAACACUAUGAAGAGAAAGAAAGAGACGCCGGUCACUCUUUGGGGUUAAGGGGUUAAGCUUCUAUAGAUUAUUACCAUUUAUAGGCAGACACUUUUUCUAACUGCUGAGCGGGGUCUCCCACGGUGGGCUGAAAAUUUGGUUUAACUUGUUUUACAGAUACGGAUCACCACUCUCCUCAGCUCGGCUGGAACGUAUCCAGUCUCUCCAGGUUUCAGCGUCUUAUCAUCGUCAAGGUACUGCGGCCCGAGUGUCUUGUCGAUUCUGUCAGACUAUUUGUGGAACAACAGAUGGGGCCUAAGUUUGUCACGAGCUUUGGGUUUGAUCUACAAGAAGUGUUUGAAGAGUCCAGUAGUAGGAAACCACUCAUUUUUAUCUUGUCUCCAGGUUAGUGCCACUGCGCUGUUGAAAAAGUACCACAGCAUGAGAGCAGAGGAGCAGGGAUGGCACAGUGGUGAGAGCGCUCGCCUCCCACCGCUGUCGCCCGGGUUCGAUUCCCGGAAACUAGUGUCGCAUGUGGGUUGACUUUGUUGUUGGUUCCCGUCCUUGCUCCGAGAGUUUUACUCUGGGUCCUCCGGUUUUUCUUCCUCCACAAAAACCAACAUUCUAAGUUCCAAUUUAACCUGGAAAGGUGGAAAAGAAGAGCCCCCGAGUGUAAUACUCACUGCUAAAUCCUAUUUAUGUUAUGACGUGAGUUAGUCUGUUCUCGAGGCAGGUGGCCCAUCCACCCAGGAGUAAUGCUACUAAUCCUGGAUGGGAUGCUUUUCCAUCGCAGGUGUCUCUCCUCCCCCCCCUUCUCGCUCAAAAGAGAACAGAAUUUCAGCAUCUUUGUUCAUGGUGUAUGGCACGUUUAGAGAUAUUGUGCCAUCGAGCAUCGAGAUUAUUAUAAUGAUUACAUCGGAAAACCGUUAUGAGCAUGGAGUUUCGAAUUUUUUAUCGACACCAGAAUUGUUCUUUUCCGUCUAUCAUUGAAAAUUGUUAUCGUGAGGCAAUAUGUGAUCUUUUUCCUAAAUUUCUGAUACUUUGUUGUCUUAAAACAGAGACACAGUUCUCUAUAUUGCCCUGUUCUUGUGACUACUUAUCAAACCGUCUUGUUAUUAUCUUUUUUUCAAAGGUUCAGAUCCAACAUCGCAGCUCAUGCGGUUUGCGCGAGAGACUCGAGGGACUUCAUUACAUCUAGACAUAAUCUCAUUAGGAAGGGGUCAGGGCCCCAGAGCUGAAGAGGCAAUCACGAAAGCCUACCAACAGAAAGGAAAGUGGGUUUUCUUACAGAAUUGCCACCAUGCAGCCUCAUUUAUGCCACGACUUCAGAUGAUCGUGAGAAGGUGAGGGAAGUGAGGAGAGGGUCGCAUGACAAAGAGAGUCAGGGGAGGAGAAAUUAAAUCGUGUCAUUUUGCUAUAUGUUGGUGAGGGUAGGGCAGAGUGUAGGUUGUUAUUGCGUCAGUUUGUUAGUCGUGCGACCUAAAGUCAUCAUGGGAAGGUGAGUGAGGGGGGUCUGGUAACGAGAGGAGUAAAGAGAGUUACACUGCCUCCUCGUGACCUCACUGUUUUUUAAAAAUUACCAAACCUUUUCUUGUGAUCUUUAAAACUUCUACCGCUUUUGCAAACUUGGUUUCCCUGAUGACACCUUGAAAGUAUUAUUCAGUGCGUGUUAAGUGAGCUCAGGAGAAUUGAAUUCUAGUCCAUGAUUUUUAAAAAAAAUCAAACCGUCUAAAGGGAAUUUAGUUAUGGCAAUAGGACUGGAGUCCAAUGUGCUCUGUUACUGUUGACUUUUUGCCGAAAUGAAAUGAACGCUGUUAAUUUAAACUGGCGCGCAAAUAACGCUUGCUGUCCAACAACGCGUACUGUCUUAUCACAUAGUCCCCGUUAAAUGUCCAACGCGUACUGUCCAAUUAUGCAGACCCGCGCGUUAUCUGUUCCACCUGUACAGUCCCAGUACACAUGCCUCGCGCCUUAACUGUCCUACGUGUACAGUCCUAGUACACAAGCCCCGCGCGUUAAAUGUCCCACGUGUACAGUCCUAGUACACAAGCCCCGCGCGUUAUCUGUCCCACACAAGCCCGGCACGUUAACUAUUUAGUGACGAACAUGACGCUUACACUAUCCCGUUGAUGCUCAAAUCGGGCUAUUGGUAGCCAAUCACGUUCGAGAGUUUUGUUUUACUGUUGAUUAAAACUUACACUAUCCUUAUCCUUAGGAUAUCACAUCCUGAAACAAAUGUGCAUCCGAAUUUCCGGAUGUGGCUGAGCUCCAAACCAGACCCCUCGUUUCCAGUGUCCAUCCUACAAGCUGGACUCAAGGUACUCAUCAGCAUUUCUAGCAUUUCCAGCAUGUUGCUAUAAGCAGUCAUAGACAUAUAUGAGACUUUAUGGUGCCAUUCUAUAUUUUUGGGAAGGUAUAGCGCGGACGAAUAUGGUAAGGCCUUUAAAUUUUGCCCCGCGUUUUCCGCGUUGGUUCAUGGCUUUGUUCUGACUCGCUGUUUCCGUAGGACAAUCCCUCUAAAAAUUUGUUAGACACAAACGUAAAGCGAUAAUGAUAAGUGAUGUUACAUGUUGCUAGCUUGCUAGUUUUUUCUUGUCGUUAAGAGUGGCUAGACACGGCAUGGGAUGACCCGUGAGAAUAAUUUGCGACGUUGUGUUAGUUAGUACUGAAUCCUCGUGGGAUCUCGGAAAACGGAUACGGGAUUGGCUCGCUCUAAAUCCUCCUAGGAUCUCCGAAAAGGGAAGUGAUCUGAAUUAACUUGUCGGGGUGACCAUAAGGCAAUGUCCACGUGGGAAUUAGGUCUCUUAGGCCAAUCUUCCCUUGUUUUAUCACUCUUUUAUUGAGCAUGCACGAAACAUGUCAUUCACUUGUUCUUGCAGAUGACGGUGGAACCUCCCCCAGGAAUCAAAGCCAACUUGCUUCGAUCUUUAGGGGGAGUGGGUGGGGUGGUGACCGAGUCUAUGUGGGAGGACACAGGGCCUGGGCCUAGUUGGAAGAGACUUGUGUUUGGUUUGUGUUUCUUUAAUGCCGUCGUGCACGAGAGGAAGAAGUUUGGAGCCUUGGGGUGGAAUAUUCCGUAUGAAUUCACCGCCUCGGACCUUGAGGUAUUAUCUCUUGACUAAAGUUAUAUGUUGAUUCAUAUUGAUUUAAUGUUAGAAUUAUUGUCUAGUCAAGCGCAACAAGUAUUUCUUGUUCCUUAAACAGUUCGAAUAAGCGAAAAAAACUUGUUUGAACUUAAAAUUUCGCAAGCCCUUGUUUUGAAGUUUAGUACGGACCACUGCAAUUUGUCUUUUUUUGUUUUUUUCUUUUUCUCCCCUGCGCCGGAAUUUUCCGAUUUUCUUACAGGGCUAAAGCAGUUACUCUUUUUUACGCUACAAUAGGUGUCGAUUUUGAUGCUACACAUGUUACUAACCGAGCAUCACGACGUGCCGUGGAAAGCCAUCAGAUAUCUGACGGGGGAGAUUGUGUAUGGGGGCCGAGUCACAGACAACUGGGACCAGCGAUGCUUGCAGAGUAUCCUGGGAAAGUUUUACACUCCUUUGGCCUUACAAGAGAGCUAUGGUUACACUGUCGAUUAUGUAAGCGCGGUUUACUGGAUAAUUUAAGUCUUUUAGAUAAUGUCAAUAUUAGGAGUUCGCAAUGAAAAUUUACCAUGUCUCUCUACUCGUGGAAAUAUAUCAGAGGCCUGGACAAUGUAGGCCUGGAGAAUGAUGAAAAUUUUUGUUUUUGAAAAGGAAUACCUCAAAUUUUUUUCACUUUUCAUUAUUUUUAUGACUUAGUCUUUACAGCCUGCGUAGCCGAUCUCAUUUCAAUUUGCCGCUGUCCCCCCCACCCAAAACUGGAAACAAUUCUGCAUUCACAAGCUUUCUUUUUUUAUGAGAAAUUUAUUAGCCUAAUUUUUUUUAAGGCCGUAAUUUCCUCCUAUUUCCUGAUCUGUUAAGGACGUUUUACAAAUGGUGUUGGAUGAGAAUGAGUUAAAGGGCUUGAUAUUCUAUAUAGAACUUUAGGGAGUUGAAUAUCACGUCAUGAAGGGGCAGGCUUUCUAUUCAAAUCAUAAAAAAGAACCGCGUUUGUUACUCACCGAUCCUUCCUUUUGAAAAGUGAUGAGAACUGAGGAGGGGAGGGGUGCUGGUUGAACUACAGCUCAACCACUUGAGAGUGAUAUCGUUUCCGAUUCAUUUUAGGUGUACCGUCCACCUCCCCCUGAAAUCUCUUUGUCAGUGUGCUGUGAGUACAUUGAAGGUCUACCUGCUGCUGAUGCGCCUGAACUCUUCGGAAUGGAUCAGAAUGCAGACACGGCUUUCCUUGCUGGUCGAGGAAGAGCGCUCAUAGCUGACCUGUUAGCAGCCCAGCCUCGCCUCACCACGUCCAUAGGGUAUGACUGAAACAUCUCUGUCGCAACCUUUUCAGCAUUUAUUGAAUUCAUAAAAGAACUUUAAAAGAAAUCUGGUGGCGCUUACGCCCUGGCGCGGGCGCAAUCACGGACUUUGUUAGCACUCAUUGGUUAUUCAAAUGGUUUAAAUUUUAAUGACGUAAUAUGUUUGGUCGCGCUUACAAAAUGAAGUGGUUUUGGGAUUUUUGAGUCGAACUGGACUUGUCUUGUUCCUUCGGUAUUUAUAGGGUUUUACGGAUUUUACGGAUUUUGAGGGCUGUCGGGAAAACCCUCAGAACAAUCAUUUCUUAUUUGUAUUAAAAAAAAGAAUAGAAAAAGGAAAAACUCUCAGAACGAAGAAAGUUUUUGACAUUGAGAACGAGAAUCUAGUGACUAGUAGAAAGUGUUGUGGUCUAUUGAUGCAAGGGGAUGUAUUUUGAUCACAGGGGGCUUCCCUAUGCUGUUUUUUUGUUUUGCAGCAGCACCUGUCAAGGAUGACGCGCUGGUUAGAGCGCUUUGGAAAAUUUAAGUUACUGCUUUCUGUAGGCUGUAACUCAAAUUACUGAGUUUGAAAUUCAUCAUACCGAAAUUAGUUCCUUGUUCAUUUUUACGGCCUGUGUUUACCUCUCUGUGCUGUCAAUCUAACUUUUAUUUCCAUUAUUUUUUAUUCCUAAUUUUUACCACAGAUCUAACAAAACCAAUGACGACACAGUCCUGGAUCUUGUGAAUGACACAUUAAAGUACCUCCCUCCACGAGUGGACUUCAACUCCAAUGACUUUACCGCUGAUCUAAUGAACCCAAAGCGCGGAUCUAUUACUCCAGACCGCCUGAGACAGGUGGCUGAGAAGAAGCUAUCCCAGGAUCCUUUGGCCGAGCACGCAGAUCAGUCCGCAUUUGUCACAGUUUUGAGACAGGAAAUAAAUCGGUUUGACCGGUUGUUGGAGAUCAUUUACACAUCACUUUCAUCGUUGCGACUGGCCGUCAAAGGGGAAGUGCUCAUGUCUGAACAAUUAGAGGAGGCGUAUGAUGCGUUGCUUAGCAACCGUGUUCCAAAGGCUUGGAUGGUAUGUAUCAUUCAUGGAGUGUCUCAACUCUUUAACUCCCAGAACUGAUCAACAUGUAACUUCUCCCUCUAAUAUCCAUACAUUAUCCAGCAAACAGGUAAUGGGAAUACUCAAACUUAUAAGGUAGAAGUUGUCAUCUUGAUCGAAAACCAAAUUCUCGUAACUAAUUUACAAGGGAACUUAGAGAAGCUAGAGGAGAGAAUUUAAAACAAUCAUAUUUUGGGAGUUAAAGGGUUAAGUAUUGUGAAGUACUUGUAGACCAUUACUGACUUGAGUUCCAUGUUAAACUUUUUUCAUUUUACGGUAUGUUGCAUAUUUUUGUUCAGUUUAGGUAGCCAAAUCCAAGAAUGAUAACAUUUGACAAUAAAUUAGUGGUCAGUUUUUAUUAAGUAGGCACUGAUUCCUAGAUCUGUCGGAGACACUUUACGCCUAUGACGUCCAAACUUAAAGGUCUAAGUGCAUGUUAACACUAGUUUUAUUCAUUAUAGCAAGCGGCAUAUGAAUCCUGCAAGCCACUGGGAGCAUGGGUUGACAAUCUUGCCAAAAGGGUGGAUUUUUUUAGCUCUUGGUUAGACUUAGUCAGGAAUGAUAAAAGAUCAAAGUCCCGAGUGUCUCGCGAGACUGGUGUUACGCCGACACCAACCACCAGCCAAUCAUCGAUGUCCACGCUCCCACCACGUGAUCAUCCGAACGCUUUUUGGUUACCAACCACCAGCCAAUCAUCGAUGUCCACGCUCCCACCACGUGAUCAUCCGAACGCUUUUUGGUUACCAGCUUUCUUUUUCCCGCAAGGUAAAUAAUAAUUUGUCAGGUUACCGAUGUUAGUGAACGAAAUAGAGAUAAAGAUAAAGUAAUAUUUAUCAGCAUGAUAGUAGACAGUUUCGUUUCUUUUUCUUAAGAAAAAUAUAUAUCGCUUCAUUUUAGCUGUAAAAUAUCUCUCCUCUUAAUUAACAUCAUCCUUCUCCGUCAUUGCUUCUUGUCCGUCAUGUUCCUCCUCGCCCUUCCCUUCUCACCCUCUUCUUCUUUCUUCCUCAAUUUUUUCCUCUCUCCCCCGGCUAUUCUUCAUCUUCAUCCUCAUUUCUCCGCACUUUUUUCUCUCUCCAAGGGCGAAGCCGAAGGGGGGGGUGAUCCUGGGGUGCCCGUGACCCUCCCCCCUCCUUUUGUAAGCUUUUUUUUUUUGUCACAUUAAGUAAAACAUUGCGUGGACGUCGACAUGACUAUUUGGUGAUUACCCUACGUUUGACAUAGUGUGACCCUCCCCCCCUUGAAAAAUCUUGCCCACGCCCCUGCUCUCAUAUUUCAAAAUUACAGUCACCCCUCUCAGCUAUCGCUUCUUUCUCCUUCUCUUUCUCUUCCUCUCUCUUCCUCUCUCUUCCUUGCAUCCCUAACAUUUUCAUCUUUUGCGUUUUUGGUGAAUUAACUGUCUUUCUCUAUUUCUCAGGUUUUCUCACAGCUGUAUUACAGACACAUGCCCGACAGCGUAACCUCCCAGUUGACUCGUUAAGCUUCUGCUACCAAGUGCUGAAUGACAAAUGGACGAAUGAUGAACUAGUUCAUAGUGAAAGCGACGUCGAUUUCAAGAGAGUUGCUUUCCAGGUGAGAUAUAUCAGGGUAGCGACAUGCACAUCGUGAGGUUACUUUUUUUAUACUUGUUUAGACUCAAAAUCGGGAGGUGCCUCGCCCGGUGCAAUAAACGGGAGCAUGUGGAACUUUUGUUGAUUAAUGAACGGCAUUUCGUGAAAUUGCUGCUGAAAAGCCGUUCGUUCUAAUGGUAGAAUACUACAGGGUAUCCGCCACAGACUUAAAUUUCCUUGUUCAGAGAAAUUUGCAAUACUAUACCAAAGUAAUAAUCAGUAACCUUGAAUAGAAUAGUCACGUAAAAGGGUUUUUUUAAAAAGAAAAAUUCUGGUCGACCUACCUGAGAAUUUCACAAAUAUUGAGAUCAGAAAAAUAUCUUUCAAAUUUUAGUGUAGCACUACAACUUAACCAUAGCAGACUAUAUCUUUAGAAGUCUUGACAUUACUUUUUUUUUAAAAUUAAUAAUGUCUCUCUAAACCAAUAGAACCACUUUUUUCUUAGGGUGCUCCUACGGACGAAGGCUCUCUUGUUUUUGGACUUUAUCUGGAUGGAGCAUCAUGGGAUUUCAAGCGAGGAUGCUUGCAAGAAUCCCUUCCUGGCCAGCGGUUUUACCCUCUUCCCGAACUACUCGUCAUUCCCGUACAGGUAAGCAAGCAUUUCACUGUGAGCAUCUUACUGCAGAAGCGUUACCCUUAAAGAAGGAACUCGAGCGUUUGCGCGUUCAAGUUGUACCAAAAAUAUAGCAUAAUGAUUUUCCAUCUUUUACACUAUCAGCAAAACCCAUCAACAACACCUGAUGGAAAAGGUAAAGAGGAUACAGAGGAAGAGCUUAACACGUACGAAUGUCCGUUGUACAGAACAUCUCUUCGUGCCAGCUCCCUCACGUCCACUGGUCACCCUACUAACUUUGUCACGUCCGUAAAUCUGCAGUCUAUUCAGCCAGCGGACUAUUGGAUUACCCGUGGCGUGGCUCUUCUCUGUCAACUGGACGAAUGACGUCACCGUUUUCCAAUGCAGUGUGAAUUUCGUGAAAUUAUGAAUUGAAAAGUUUUUAAAUAAGUUGUUGAAGAACAUUUUCUGGUUUUGAAGUCCAUCCAUAGCUGAAAUGCUUUAGGUCACGAGUCUUUUCAACGAUUCUUUUCAAUUUUAGUUGCCACUAGGUUUUUUACAGAUGUUUGUUUAAGAUUAAACUGGAAUCGAAGGUUCUUAUCCCAAAAUACCAAAUAUCGCAUUCCAUCCUACUUCAUUUGUCUCUCAUUUUCGAGGGACAUUCAUUCAUUCAAUACUAAUGGAAUAACACCUCUGGCCCCGAUUGUUUGAAGGGUUGAUAACGCCAUUCACUGGAUAUAAUUCUAUCCGUUGUGUAGUGCGGUACGUUUUGUUAGUGAUUCCUGCCCUUCGAACAAUGGGGCCCUGUUCUUUUAAACACAUUCACACCUGUUAAAAAACACCAAAAUUCGCAUUGCACAGAGAUGUUUACUCGUGAACGGGUUUGGAGAACCCCAGCUAUUUAACUGCUCCUAUGUACAUUUUAAGGUUUUAUUUUCGUUACUUUGAGCCAAAAAACGCACUAGUUAUCGCCUCUCUAUUUAAAACACACUCGUUGCCUCUGUGUUGUGAACCUCUUUUGAAAAGAAAUUGUGAAAAGAAAAGUAGAAUGUACGGCAAACUGUACAGUACCCUUAAGUUAAAACGUGUGCAGG